CAUGUCCAGAAUGAGGAGAACUAUGCCCAGGCUCUGGAUAAGUUUGGCAGCAACUUCAUCAGCCGAGAAAACCCUGACCUGGGAACAGCUUUCGUCAAGUUCUCCACCCUGACCAAGGAGCUGUCGACCCUGCUCAAGAACCUGGUGAGAUACAUAAGACUGAUAGAUCAGUUGUUAUUGGCCGGUGAAUUCCACAAUGUUCACAAUGUAUUUAACAAAAAGGUGUCCUUUAAAUAAGGGUGUCUGUGUUUUUGUCUAUCUUGGGAUGGGCAUUACUUGGGCUUGUGUGACUUGUGUGUCUUCAAUAGAUGCGUCUGCAAUAGUUUAGAAUCCCGCUGAAUCAUCCACUCUUAUCAAGCUAUUUCUUCGAAGUAAAAUACCACCCUGACUAAAGCGUCAUUGCGAUCAUCCCAAUAUGGCUGACUGCUGCUGGAUAUAACUUUUAGCUUGUCUGCUCUUAUCUCUCCGCCAUAGAUUCCCCUGACGUUUCUGUUGAAAAAUGAGUCUUGUUGGAAUUCUGUGUGUGUGAGUGAUUGUUGUUGGAAGAAGCGGCUGUCCCUUGCUCUCUUCCUGUGUGUCUGGCAGUGAGAUUAGACUCCAUAAAUACACUGAGCCGCUGCAGACUACUGUGUGUGAGCUCCCCUGGAACCCUCUUAAUAAAUCAGUCACUUGUUGGCACUGCCUGGGGAGGUUGUAUACAUAUUGCAUGUAAUAGUGGUGAAAGGACAAGCAACUCUCGACAUCCCUUAUAGCGAUGCAAAGUAAAACAUAUUGUUCUCUCUCCCUUCCUCUCUCUGUCUCUCGCUUUAUCAUACAGACACACUUAAGUGGAUGAGAUAUUUCUAAGACAUACAUUUGCCUUUAUAUGUUCUCGUGUAUCACCCAUUUAGUGUAUGUGUGUGGUCUGUGUAGGUCUAAAUUCUUGGAUCAAUCACCUAGAACACUGGCAAGCAAGGCUACCAACAUGCAUGACCAAGCACAGAUGCCCACUGAUCUAUUUUCAGACACAGUUGUCAUUUGAGUGUUUAUUAAAUAUAUCCUCCGGUUUCCAUAACUGCUCCCCAAGGGCUGAUGGUCAGUGUGCACUACUAUUGGUCAGAGUAUUGAUGUUAAUAACUCCCUCACAGGAACCUGUCAUGGAAUGAUACAUUAUCAUUGGUUAUCUACAGAGGUUAAAGAUCAUUGGAGCAGCCAGCAGUUGACGUUGCUAUUAGUCUGACGGCCAUUUUGCUCUCUCUCUCACUCUCUCUCUCUCUCUCUCUCUCUCUCUCUCUCUCUCUCUCUCUCUCUCUCUCUCUCUCUCGCUCUCUCUCGUUUAUGGAGUGAACUCUUCAUAUGCUGGCAUUAGUUUGUGGUAUUUACCACACUUAAAUAAGGCGCCUCUCUCUGGAGUGCAGUGUGAGAGGAAGGAGACCACCCUGUUGGUCUGCAAAAGUAGUGAGUAGUAGCCAGACAGACCAAGGCCAGCUCUAAUAUUGGAGCAGCAGCCAGUAAGUAGGUGAUUGAUUUGGACAUAGGGCCUUUGCAACAGAGGCACUUAAGUGGACAUUAUAAAGUGAUGUUUGUUUCCAUGACCGGAGCCAUGGAUCUCAAUGGGACUUGGCCCUGGCCAUCACAGACCCAAAUGGAAUAAAUGCUCAGGAAUAAUUACCGGCAUUAAUCUAUGUGGUUAGAGUAAGCAAAUUACUUUAGCUGAUUCCUAAGUAGCUAAUAGCUUAGCACAUUUUAAGAGUAAAAAAUGCUUUCAGUGGCUCCUAAAUAGCCAAGGUUGAGUUCACCCUUAGACUGAAGAUAAAACUGUGAAGGUUUCUUGGGUCCGUCAGUAAGUGGUGAUGUACUACAGCUGAAAGCUGAAGCAGUAGCUGCUUGACUCUUGCCCUGGUGACCAAGUCACUGUAUAACUCUCUCUCUCUCAAUCUAUUCAGCUCCAGAGCCUGAGCCAUAAUGUGAUCUUCACCCUGGACUCGCUGCUGAAGGGGGACCUGAAAGGCGUGAAAGGGGUAAGAUUUACAGUAACCUCGUCUUCUCUCUCCCUCGUUUCCUCACUCCCUCUCUCUCUGCCUGACCCCCUAGGGGAGGAGACGAGUGAGCCCACUCAGCAGAUCUGUCCAUUCAUCUGUGUCUGUGUGUGUGUGUGUGUGUGUGUGUGUGUGUGUUUUAGAGAGUGAGAGAGGGAGAAAGAUAGAGAAAUGGAGAGGGGGAGGGGGCACCAGUGGGCCUGACUGUUUAAAAGGUGACACUGUAAAUCUUUGUGGAGUAAACAGUGUCCUUGUGUUGUGCCUGAAGGCGAGUGCCACGAAUAAACGGGUCAUGAACCCGUGAGGUUGGAAACAUUGGAAACAUGGAGUGGGCGUGGUAGUGGGCUCCAGAACAUAAAUUGUGAGCCUGAGGCCUUGGCCAGCCAAAUGGCCGCGGUCACCGUAAUAACAGCAAUAACCAUUCUAAUAUUUAAGACGCACAUUUUCUCCUCUCCUCCUCUCCUGACUGCAUGUGCUGCCAUAGAAAUAGAAUGAGAAUAGAAUGGGCGUCUCCAUUCAAGUCAAUGAUGGCAUAACGAGUGGACUGGCGGCCAUUGCGAGUGUACGCAUAGAAGCAAAGCAAGAUAAAACAGGAAGUGUACCCAUCAAUAGACAGGGAGCUGACAACAUCACAAAAACAAUGCACGCGGGUUGAUGGGGCAGAGGGCCGUGUGUUGUUAUGAUUCUGGACGGUCAGAUAGCUAGCAACAAUGUCAAGAAGCUGCCAUGUGGGGAAUCGUAGGUGACUCGUUUCAGCUCGUUUUAUUUUGUUAUUGAUACCAUGUCUUGUUUUAAGGUGUUUUGACUCUUGUCACGUCUAUGCUAAUAUGGCAAAAAUUCGCAAGCUAGCUAACCAACAACUGUAACGAUGUAUUUGAGACACAACAAGUGGUCAUUGUGCAAAUCUAUUUAUGUUUUCAAUAAAGAUUUGGAGAGGAAUGAUAGUUUACAUGAACAACAAUCCUUUGAUUCUAAACCAACCCCGUCUGUUUUGCUUCACAUUACAAAAAAUACAUUCCAUUGCAUGAGCCACAUCAGUUAACAUAAUUUGAAUGAACAUUUUACAUUACAAUGGAAAUUAUUGUAUCACAAUACCAGGCGGCCAUUGCGAGUGUACCCAGUCAAAUUGCCAGGGUUAGAGGUUCACACACCUUGCUUCUUUCAGCAAGGAGCAACAAAGUUUCAUCACGUUGUUAAGAGUCCAUGUCAAUGCCCGGCCGUCCCAUAUUCUGUCAGCUGUUCGUUCCACACACACAAAAAAAAGACAGUUAUGAUGGUUAUUUUAUUUUCAUGACGGUCUUCAUUCCUAACCGUUAAUGCUGAGUGAUUAACUGAAAUGUCGGUUAUUUUUAUUUUUUUAACCAACUCAUUGACCGACGUCGGUUCAAUUAUUUGAAUUCUAUUUUGUUCUGUUUUUUCUCCUGUGAGCUCAACGCGCACAUUGCAGUUUCUCUAGAGAUAAAUCAGAUCAUGCCCGAACUGUGCGAUGUAGUAGAGAGUUGUAGUUUCCAACAGGCCAAUGUUCUAUAUAAUUAUCAAGUUUUCUGCUCUAAUCUAACUACAAUGACCAUAAUCCAUUGCGUGGCUAAACUUGUCCGGUCUGUGUUUCUUUUACGGCUGCUACGUAAGAGAUGGAAGAAUGCGCUAUCAAGAGGGGAUAUAUAGAGAGCAGUUUCUUCGUGAGGUAUCUGUACCUGAAAAUACAUGAUCUAAGUGAUUGAUAGUUGGUAUUCAGCAGUCAUAAAAGUAUGCCUUAUUUACUUUGAAGAACUACAAAAAUAGUGAUUUUGUCAGACAGCAUAGGCAGCAGCUCUAUAGAGAUGAGAUGAUGACUUGGAAUUAAAUAAUAAUGUCAUCAAAUAAAACAAAUGUAAUAUACACAACAACUGAAAUAUUUUAUUAAAGUAAGGUAAUGUGAAUAACUGAUGGUUAGUAAGUGAUAAGCAGUCAUGGGCAGUCACUACCAUCAUGGGACUUUUAUUAAUUGUUUUAUUCUGUGUUGAUGAAUUGCCAGAAUAGCCAGUAAAGUUUUUCAAUGGGAUCUAUCCAUAGCGGGAGCCUGGGCAACUGAAAUGUCUGACCUUUUCCAACAGUCUGACUGUGAACAUCUGUACGAAAACCAAAUUAAGGGAGUCAUAGAUAUUAUGUUUUUUUAAAUGGGUGGAGGAGAUUAAUCAUAAACCCAAAUUGAAAACCUUUUGUUUGAUUAAGGGUGAAUUCGUUAUGUACAACCUACCUAAAAGCAAGAGAUCACUAUGUGCACAAGUAAGAUCAGGGAUAUUGCCCCUGCGUAUUGAAACAGGUUGUUAUUGUGGUGAAAUGGAAGAGGAAAGACUAUGUAACUAUUGUGACCUCGAAGAAAUAGAGAAUGAAACUCAUUUUAUCCUCUGUUGCCCUUUCUUCCACGAUAUACGCUUGCUCUUAUUCCAGAAAGCCCACCAGAUAUACCCUGGCAUUAUGUGGCUGAGCCAUGAGGAGAAACUGAAAUGGUUUUCUGUCCGUUGUGUAUUUCCGUUUGCGGAAUAUUUAGAUAAAGCCUGGAAUAAAAGAAAAAGGGCUACCUAUAAUUAAAUUAUGAAAAUAUUUAGCGUCUAUGUGGUAAAUGGCACGUGUGUAUAUAGAUUGUGAGUAGGCCUGUCUCCCACAUGAAUCCUCCCUUUGUGCUAGACUGGGUUCAAAUGCCUUCUGUUUAAUUUUUCUGUAUUUAUUUGUCUAUAUGUAUGUAUGUAUAUUUUUAUACUGCUCUAGGGAUAUCAUUAUUGUUUGGAUAACCUUAUUUACUAUUAUAUAUUGAUUUCAAUUUAAUUUUUUUGUGUUCUUUUAUUUUUUAUUUUUUUCACUCUUUAUGCGAUGCGCACUGCAGAGAACACCGGAAGAAUAAUUAUCACUGAAUAAUCACAGUGAAUUAUUGUAAUGUUUGUUUAUGUAUCAAUUAAUCCCAUAAGGGAUGGGUUACCAACUGGCGAUUUCACACGAACCGAAACCGAACUGACCUCAAAAAGCACUAACCGUCGGUUAUGCGAUUAUACGGUAAUUUUGCCAGCCAUAUGUGGGGCUGUGUUGGAGAGAGAGAAUGCUCAGAGUCAACACUGUACUGUGAGAUUCCAGAUUGACCUGUUUGCUGCUGAUUACUGAUACUUUGUUCUCCCCUUUCUGUCAGGAUAUAAAGAAGCCCUUUGACAAAGCCUGGAAGGAUUAUGAAGCUAAGUUGUAAGUGUGUUAAUAAAUGUGUGCAUGUACAUAGCUGUGUUGGGACACUUGAGGUUUGCACUAUACAGUGCCUUCUCCACAUCUUGUUAGGUUAAAGCCUUAUUCUAAAAUUGAUUAAAAUGUUUUUUCCCUCAUCAAUCUACCCACAAUACCCCAUAAUGACAAAGCAAAAACAGGUUUUUAUAAAUGUUUGCUAAUUUCAGACCCUUUACUCAGUACUUUGUUGAAGCACCUUUGGUAGCGAUUACAGCCUCAAGUCUUCUUGGGUAUGACGCUACAAGCUUGGCACACCUGUAUUCGGGGAGUUUCUCCCAUUCUUCUCUGCAGAUCCUCUCAAGCUCUGUCAGGUUGGAUGGAGAGCAUCGCUGCACAGCUAUUUUCAGGCCUCUCCAGAGAUGUUCGAUCGGGUUCAAGUCCGGCUCUGGCUGGGACACUCAAGGACAUUCAGAGAUUUGUCCCGAAGCCACUCCUGCGUUGUCUUGGCUGUGUGCUUAGGGUCGUUGUCCUGUUGGAAGGUGAACCUUCGCCCCCAGUCUGAGGUCCUGAGCGCUCUGGAGCAGGUUUUCAUCAAGGAUCUCUCUGUACUUUGCUCCGUUCAUCUUUGCCUCGAUCCUGACUAGUCUCCCAGUCCCUGCCGCUGAAAAACAUCCCCACAGCAUGAUGUUGCCACCAUGCUUCACCGUGGGGAUGGUGGCAGGUUUCCUCCAGACGUGACGCUUGGCAUUCAGACCAAAGAGUUCAAUCUUGGUUUCAUCAGCCCAGAGAAUCUUGUUUAUCAUGGUCUGAGAGUCUUUAGGUGCCUUUUGGCAAACUCCAAGCGGGCUGUCAUGUGCCUUUUACUGAGGAGUGGCUUCCGUCUGGCCACUCUACCAUAAAGGCCUGAUUGGUGGAGUGCUGCAGAGAUGGUUGUCCUUCUGGACGGUUCUCCCAUCUCCACAGAGAAACUCUAGAGCUUUGUCAGAGUGACCAUCAAGUUCUUGGUCACCUCCCUGACCAAGGCCCUUCUCCCCCGAUUGCUCAGUUUGGCCGGGCGGCCAGCUCUAGGAAGAGUCUUGGUGGUUCCAAACUUCUUCCAUUUAAGAAUGAUGGAGGCCACUGUGUUCUUGGGGACCUUCAAUGCUGCAGAAAUGUUUUGGUACCCUUCCCCAGAUCUGUGCCUUGACACAAUCUUGUCUCAGAGCUCUAUGGACAAUUCCUUCAACCUCAUGGCUUGGUUUUUGCUCUGACAUGCUCUGUAAACUGUGGGACCUUAUAUAGACAGGUGUGUGCCUUUCCAAAUCAUGUCCAAUCAAUUGAAUUUACAACAGGUGGACUCCAAUCAAGUUGUAGAAACAUCUCAAGGAUGAUCAAUGGCAACAGGAUGCACCUGAGCUCAAUUUCGAGUUUCAUAGCAAAGGGUCUGAAUACUUAUGUAAAUAAGGUAUUCUGUAAUUUUUUUAAAAUUUGCAUACAUUUCUAAAAACCUGUUUUCACUUUGUUAUUAUGGGGUAUUGUGUGUAGAUUGCUGAGGAUUUGUAUUUAUUUAAUCAAUGUUAGAAUAAGGCUGUAACGUAACAAAAUGUGGAAAAGUCAAGGAGUCUGAAUAUUUUCCGAAGGCACUGUAUAUGGUUAUGUCUGCUUGUGUGAUACAUACAGUUGUUUUUGGUGUCAUUAAAAUAUCAGAACUGAUGUACUAUAUAUUACAACAAUAAUUUAAGUGGAAUGUUCCGCCCUGUGAAAGCUCUCUUUAAUGCUGAGAAUUCCAUCUGAUUUAAAUGUGAGGUCAUGGAUUUAUUUAACAGUGUCUGUCUUUAACACUGGUUGUCUGUCUGUCUGUCUGUCUUCCUUCCUUCCUUCCUUCCUUCCUUCCUUCCUUCCUUCCUUCCUUCCUUCCUUCCUUCCUUCCUUCCUUCCUUCCUUCCUUCCUUCCUUCCUUCCUUCCUUCCUUCUUGCCUGUCUUGUCUGGUUUCACUAACACUGUCUGUCUGUCUGUCUGAUUUCAGUACAAAGAUCGAGAAGGAGAAGAGGGAACAUGCCAAGCAGCACGGGAUGAUUCGUACGGAGAUAACAGGCGCUGAGAUUGCUGAGGAGAUGGAGAAGGAACGCCGUCUCUUCCAACUCCAGAUGUGUGAGGUUAGAAGUGGGCAUUGGGCACAGACUAGUGGGCACUGAUUGGGCACUGACAGGGCCCUGCCACCCCAGGCCAAACCUAAGAGGACAAAAUAAAAUGGGCAUACGUGCCAACCUCUGUUCUAUAAAUGAUGAUGCUAUAAACUAGUUGCACAUAUCCCCAAAAUGACACAAAAAACUAUAUCAUAUUGUAUUUCUAUGCUUCAAUCCUCCAUAUAAAAGGCAGAGCAAAAUAACAAACUGUUAGAGCGAUGCACUCAGCUGUGCCAACGAGCUGCCUCCCGGUGGGUGUAAACGCCUACUCCUCUCUCCCUCUUUAUCUGCAGAUUAUUUGCUCACUUGGCAUAACGGUACUGACAAUUUACAUAUUAACUUAGUGCUUCACUGUGGGAUUCUAAUUGGAGCAGUUAUGGAGUAGCUCAACCCAUCAACCUCUAUUUCUGUGUACAGCGAAAGGGGGGUGUUUUGUUUCUCUUGGGUUUUUAGGGUGAUCUCAUUCACUGUGUUGUUGUUAUUGUGGAUUGUUGAUAUUGCUUCCAGUGUAGUGCUAGAGUGGCCCAGAGUUUAUAACCUCAAGUUUUUCCUGCUCAAGUCAUAUUGUCAGGAAGAAUAGCCGACCCUAUAAGCAUGACUGACGUAAAAUGUAUGCAUGCAUGACUAAGUCGCUUUGGAUAAAAGUGUCUGCUAAAUGGCAUAUAUUAUUAUAAUUAUAUAUUGAUAACAUUGCUAGCAUUGUGUGGACACAAGCCCAAUAACACACAGGCACCAACAGGCAUUCACAACACACACUAAACCCACCCCACAGCACAGACAGCACAGACAAAAAGUGGAUGAUCUCUGAGUCGCACACACUCAGACAGACAAAAGCAAUAUACGUGUGACUGUGUGUUUGGUUUCAGGGGAGCACACACAUGCGCGCACACACACACACACACACACACACAUACACAGAGGAUCACAUGGUAAGCAAUGCAGCAGAGAAGCUUUGGGGGACAGGAGGUGCCUCAGAAGGGCUUUCUGGAAUAGAUUAAAUGUCCUCUGUGUGCGGAGCUGAAAAUGGUCCUUAGCAGUGAUUCUUCACAAGCUGUUCUAGAUUGGCACGCCAUGGGAUAAACUCAGAUUAAGAUGAUGUUUUAUUCAUUUGUUCGCUGGGCAUGAAUUUGUCAGAGGAGUUUGCUAAUUUGGAGGGCGGAGUGGUUUCUGAAAAAUAAAUGAAAAACACAAUUCUAGUUAUCCCUUUCAAACACAGUUUACAAUUUACUAAUGAUAUUCUACAGAUGUAGGAUCUUAAUUUGAUCACUCUUUUGUUGCUGAGAAUGUUCCUGCACAGCAGGAAAUGCAAACUUGUAGUGUAUUCGAGGUUUAAAAAGGCUUCUAAAAAAAUGUCCCACUUUAAAAUGUCAGACUUGAUUUGCCCUAACGAAGAAAGUAUCAACCCCUACAAAAAAUGUCCAUUAAUUAUAAUCCACAUAAUAAUUCACAUUUCCUGUUGCUGCAGGAUUAUUUUCAAACUGGCUCAAAUUAAGAUCCUACAUCUGUAUAUUGGCAUUCUUUUCAGUGACGUUUAGACGUUAGUUUUUUCGGCUCCCACAGACUCCAUGCUGUGUUGGUAUCAUGAAUCAGAGGCUCAGAACCUCUAUCGUAUGGGCAUUCUGAUAGGAUUAUUAUAAGUGUUCAGAAGACAUAUUUGACACAAACAAAUAGUGUUUUAUUGUGGUUUAAUGCAGGGGUGGACAAUUCUUCCAGCAGAGGGUUGGUGUGGGUGGGUGCAGACUUUUGUUAAGGCAUAGCAGUAACAUGACGAUUUACUGGUUCAUAAAUGAUAUCCUUCAAAUAAAUGAUAGAUUUCAAAUAAAACCUUGAUUAGUAUAAUCACAUGUAUUUCUGCUUGGCUCGAACAAAAGCCUUGCCCACACUCAGCCUUCAGUGAUUGUCUACCCCUGGUUUAAUGUAUCACCACUAUGUAUAAGCGUGGUAAUACUCCAUAUUGCAUUUCCAAAAUCAUGUAACAGAGUAUUCUAUUUGAUGUCAGUUUUCACAGACCACCACUUGUUUUCUCUACAGUACCUGAUCAAAGUCAACGAGAUCAAGACCAAGAAGGGAGUGGACCUUCUCCAGAACCUCAUCAAGUAUUACCACGCACAAUGCAAGUAAGUAAACAGUACAGAACCUCAUCAAGUAUUACCACACACAAUGCAAGUAAAUAAACAGCACCGCAGUAUCUCCCUCAUUUACCAUAGUGUGAGAGUCCCCCAAACACAUCUACUGAGAUGUGUCUAAUUGGUGGCAAACACACUUUUUCGGAGGGAAUUAUGUCACUGUGUACUCUCACGACUAGCUAUAUAUGUCUCGCCAUGAUUGUUCUUUGCUCUCUCUCGCUUUCCCUCUCUUUCUUUCAUUCUCUCUCCCUGUGUCUUCAUCUCGCUCCCUCUCAACCCCCCUCCCUCCAUCCCUCUCUCUUGAAUGGGGUGAUGGUGAUGCAUGAUUCACCAGUCUUGGGUAGGGAGGGUUGCAAAGUAAUUUCUAGCUCUCAUAAAUAUGCAUGACCCUUCAUGACGAUGCGGUGUGACAGCCGUGGGGGUUUGUGGGUAAAUAAUGGGCGCCCCCUGUGCCAGGGCUUGAGCCCAACGCUGUGUCACCGACAGCCCUGACAGCCUCAGUUUUGCUAUUUGGUUGUGUCAUAACAUUGGGGAAACAAAACAAUGCAGUUUUCUGGUUAUCUACUCAACCCAAGACUAUGACUAUCACAGUGUAGAGACAUGCCUUAUAGAACAUUGGGAGUUUCAGUAGAAUGAGUGGGCUGAGGGAGCUGAUGGAUACCUGGAGGGUAGGAGAGAGACGGAGAGAGAGGGGGUAGAGAGAGAGAGAGGGGGAUAGAAGGGUUGUUAGUGGAGAUGAGAGGAUGCUGCAUUCAGGUAGAUGCCACUGGCACUGGCAGAUCCAUAAUGGAUGACAGGAUGUGCUUAGCAUUCCACUCUGGACACAGCCAGAGAGAGACAGGAGAGAGAGAGAUCUCUAUGCCAAAAGCCAGAGGGCCAAGCAGGGCUAUACAUUAUACAUAUCCCACUGCAUCAGUCUCAUUCUCAGUCACCCCUCUAUUCAUUUUGACCUUCCUCAUGGCCAUAUAAGUCUAGGACACUUGACAUUUCUAAAUGAUGUAAAAGAUGCUAUGCUCCACCAAAUGACUGCCCUUCGUUUCACUUUCAUUGGAAUUAAAAUGAAAAUCUCAAUGGAAUUCUAAUAUCUGUGCUGUAUUCUCUUGCAGCUUCUUCCAAGAUGGCUUGAAGACGGCGGAUAAACUGAAGCAGUACAUUGAGAAGCUGGCUGCUGACCUCUACAAUGUAAAUACUCACCCACAGGCUUCUCUCUAUCUGAUUACUGCUACUCUGCAGUCUGACAUGUUAUCUAGACUGAUUGAGUGAGUGAGUGAGUGAGUGAGGGUGUGUGUGUGUGUGUGUGUGUUUGUGUGUGUGCGCAUGCAUUCCUGUGUGUGUUUGUUUGUUUGUCUCUCUUAUCUCACCCUGUGUAUGUUCUCAGAUAAAGCAGACCCAGGAUGAGGAGAAAAAACAGCUGACUGCUCUUAGAGACCUGAUCAAGUCCUCCCUUCAGCUGGACCAGAAGGAGGUAGGCAGAAACAGAACAAUCUAGUCCAAAUUGGGCCAAACAGGGCCAAGUGGGCCCAAGCAGACCAGAGUUGACAAACAUAUAAGUGGCAUUCCAAUUCUCUACCCUUCUCCUGAAGUGUGCACUUGUACGCUCCCCCUAAUGGAUUGAAAUGGAAUAAACUGGUGUUAGGAAAAUAGUGGAAACUCCCUCCAGCCAUGCGUGCACCAAAUCAAUGUUUGGUAGAAAAUCUGACCGCAGCAGUAGACUCACACCUAACCUUUGACCCUAUGGCAGGUGUAGCUACUAGCUAGUCUCCUGUAGUGCAGAGUGAGGCCUUGGCUGGUAACUACCCUCUGUAGCGCAUUAUGGUCGGAUGCCGAGCAGUUGCCAUACCAGGCGGUGAAGCAACCGGUCAGGAUGCUCUCGAUGGUGCAGCUGUAGAACUUUUUGAGGAUCUGGGGACCCAUGCCAAAUCUUUUCAGUCUCCUGAGGGGGAAAAGGUGUUGUCGUGCCCUCUUCACGACUGUCUUGGUGUGUUUGGACCAUGAUAGUUUGUUGGUGAUGUGGACCAACACUGCCUGAAUUUUCAGCCUUUUUUGGAGGGAUGGAGUUUUGGCCUACCUGGUUUCAAACCUCCCUGUCAAUAACAGCUAGUUUUCCGUUUUCCCCUCCCCACUCAGACCACUCCCAGACAGUCCUAGCAAAAUUCUUGCUUGAGAAAUUGCUCUUUGCUAAGAAGCUAUUUUUGUUUCUUUUUGACCAUUUUAAUUGAAAACAAUCACAGUAAGGUACUUAAUUGUUACCCAGAAAUGUUUGAUAUUGAGAUAAAAAAGGCUUUCUGAGCACUCACUGGUCACAACUGCCGCAUACAUCAAUGUGGUUUCUCACUCAGUCUCACACUCACUUUUAGUGAAUGCUAGCUGCUAACUGUGUUUUGCGUGUUGCUACUGUAUAAUAGUGAGAUGGACUGGCCUGCCGUAUCAACACAGCUACAACUAUCUGGCUGCGUCCCAAAUGGCAUGCUAUUCCUUACAUAGGGCACUACUUUUGACCAGAGCCCUGAGCCCUAUGGGCAAAAGUAGUGCACUAUAUAGGGAACAGGCUGCCAUUUGGGACAGAACCUAUGAUUCACACUAAACAUCCUCUGGUUUAGAACACCCACACACAAAUGCUGUCACUCACUCACGCACUAACUCACUCACUCGUAUUAACCGUGCAACACUAACACCUACACUCUAUGCAUGCAGGCACUCUCACUCACAACUUUACCGGAGCGGCUUCUUUCACACGCUCUCUCUCUAUUUCCCUCUCUACUCGCUGCUUGUCUGGACUCAAGUCUAGAAGAGUAAGUGUUAGCAUGCUUCUGACAGAUUUUGAAGAGCAUGCCCUCCACUGUGUUUUUUACAUUAGAAACUUGCUGUGUUUUUCAUCUGAUAGUGUGUUGGAACAUGUGUGCCUCCCAAAUGGCUCCCUACUCUCUAUAUAUUGUACUUCUUUUGAUCAGAGCCCUUGUGUAAAGUAGUGGCAUAAAUGGAGAGUUGGGUGCCAUUUGGGAUGUACACCAUGAUCCUUUGAACAUCAAGUGCGACCCAAGAAAUAAGAAAGGCCAUGUGGGUCACAAACACACACACACACACGACCCUGGCCUGCACUCUCUGUAAGAGGUAUAUUUGGUUGGUUAUGUGUGGUGAGUUGCUGUGUUUUCUGUGUCUAAACACUGUGUGUGUGUUGCUACAGGACUCCCAGAGUAAGCAGGGGGGUUACAGUAUGCACCAGUUGCAGGGCAACAAAGAGUUUGGCUGUGAGAAGAAAGGCUACCUGAUGAAGAAGAGUGAUGGGUAGGUCACACACACACACAUACACUGAACAGUACUGAACAUACACAGACAUGAAGAGGCUUUUUCUGAUCUUUCGUUGUGACUUGGUGUUGUUGUCUUCCUGCAGGCUGAGGAAGGUGUGGCAGAGGAGGAAGUGUUCAGUGAAGGGUGGCAUGCUCACUAUCUCUCAUGCUACGGUGAGUGGCAAACACAAACACACACACACACACGUUAUGUUCUUCUAUCCUCGUGGGGACCUACAAUUUUCCUUAACACCUAACCCAAACCCUAAACCUAAUUAUAACCCUAACCCUAAACCUAACUCCUAAGCUUAAAAUAGCCUUUGACCUCAUAGGGAUGUGGGAAAUGUCCCCACGAGGGAGAAUUUUCUUUGUUUUACUAUCCUUGUGGGGACCUUUGGGGAUUGUAGGUCCCCACAAGGGUAGCAGAACCAACCCACACACACAUACACACAAACACAUUUGAGCACCCUUACACAUUCCUGUCGAGGUUAGAUCAAAGCCAACAUCCAGUAGGAAGGAACCUGUGUAGGGCACUAUCAAUCUGGCAGUUGGCAGAGAGGAAUCAACAUGGGUGGGUUACCAAGGCAACCCCUUAGCCCCCCCCUGUGCACUGUGCUGCUGAGAGCUAGUACAAUAAGCAAGGCUGUGAUAGAUACACAGACACAUACAUGCACACAAGAGUGUGUGAGAGAGCACACACACACACACACUAGCUUGCCCCUGUUUUUCUUAUUGCAACUCUAGAUUGUGGUGAACUCCCCCAAAUGUGACUAAUCGAUCCUCAUUUCCACACAUAUUUCCACCCUCCGUUCCGCUCCAUGUUUAUUACCCAUCAGCUCCUGUGCCAGCCUGGCAGCCUCACCACAGGGCUCAUCACAGCCCGUUAACGUUUUGUUAACACCUCUCACCAUCCCCACUGCCCGCAUGCCCGGGCACAGUCACAUUGCAGUGCCCAGUCUACACACGUGCCAACUGGGCACACUGGUAUUAUCAUAUUAUUACAGUGGGUAUUGUAACUGAAGCCAAGCCAAAGUGGUGAUGCCUGGACCACAGACAGAUACAGUACUGAGGGAAUACCUGGGAUUCUCCCUAGGCUAGCUACAUACACUGUUAAGUCUAGUGUUCAGGCUGCGUCCCAAAUCGCACUCUAUUCCCUAUGUGGAACACCUUCCCCUUUUGCCCUCAGAACUGGCUGAAUUCGUCGGGGCAUGGACCCUACAAGGUGUCGAAAGUGAUUUCUUUAUUCAGUCUAGACUAAAGGACAUUACCCACAAUGCCUUACAUCAACAGAUUAAUUGACCUGUUACUUUACCACCCCAGCCCAUCAUUUACCAGACGCUUUUAUCCAGAGCGACUUACAGUAGUGAGUGCAUACAUUUUCAUAUUUGUUCGUACUGGUCCCCCUUGGGAAUCGAACCCACAACUCUGCGUUGCAAGUGCCAUGCUCUACCAGCUGAGCCACACGGGACCAUCCAGAGUCAGGUAGGCUUGUAGCGUUAGUUUCAUAGGACCAAUACUGGUUGAUGUACAGACUCAUUUUCAGAAUUUCUAUCAAAUAGCUAAGUCGUCUGUCUCUGUGUGUUUGUGCAGUCCAACAGGCAGCCUGUGAAACUUAACCUGCUCACCUGCCAAGUCAAGCCCUGCGCUGAGGACAGGAAGUGCUUCGACCUCAUUUCCCGUAAGUACCUCUUCCUGUAACCCCCCACACCAACACAGUAGUUACCAUGGGUGUGAGAUGGGCUGUGAGAGAUGGGGCCUUAUAUUACCUUAUAUGGGCAUUCAGAAACAGGAAGCGUCGAAGAGAUCAUUUUGUGCCACAGGCCGCCAGUAGCUCUUUGACACAAACUCUAUUUUCUGGCUUCCUGUUAGAAUGGUGUCAUGACAAUGCCUGAAACACGCUGUGCUUGUGAAUUACCCAACAUGCAUCUCAACAGGGGUAUAUUAUAUUACAUGAUUACACAGUGUCUGCUGGGUCUGAGAGAUCACAUUCCCGUCUAAUCUUCUCUCUGGCCACAGAUAACCGGACAUAUCACUUCCAGGCUGAGGAUGAACAGGAGUUUGUCAUGUAAGUGUAUCAUCACAAUCACCACAUUAUAAACAUCCAACUACUAUUAGUAUCCAACUCCAAAGGCAGGUACAAAGUAAGAUAGGACUGUGAUGGAAUUUUGGGUGACGGUUAUUUGUCAGCCAAGUCACACAGUCACCGUUAUAAUCGUUUGAAUAGAAAAACAUUUUUACAAAUAAGGACGCACAUUUUCUCCUCUCCUCUGCUCCUGACUGCAUGUGCUGCUGCUGGGAGGGAUUGCAUACGGGGGGGUUAUACAAUUACCGUGCCAGCCCUAAAGUAAUGCACGCUGAAGCAAUGAACCUUGCCCUGAUAAUGUAUGAGUGUGAAAGACAAGAUCAGUGAGGUUUAACAAAGAAAGACACCGUUUUCUUUAAUGAAAAACGUUUAGAGGUUUUGUCUAGUGUUCAUGCUCCAUUGACAAGGGUAUUUUUAUCCCUAAGAGAGAGAGGACUGCUAGGUGCUAGCAGCGGUAAGGGUAUCCACCUGUAUCUGUGGGAUCUGUAGUUGUUAUUCAGGUCACUGUAACCCAGGGAUGGGCAACUGGCGUUGGCCCGCUGAUAAAUACAAUUGUAGUAGAAUACACAAGAUGCAAUUUCGAAAUUUGGUUGUGGAUCAGCAGUAUUUAUAUUGUUAUGUCGGUCACUGACACCUACUCAAUUAGCCCAUGUCAGCAAAAAAGGUUGGUAAAUUAGUCUAACGGACAGCUAUCUAAACUUGUAGUAAUCAUGGUCGAAUUACCGACCGUGGGCCCCCAUUGAUUUUGUUAGUCACUCUCACUCAGAUAUCAUAUUAAAAACUGCAAACAUUACUCUCCACCCUAUGUCAAAAUGUGUAGAAUUGUAGGAAAUAAGCUGUAAAACUGCUAAUGAGUAGAUGAGUAGAAUUGCAUUAAAUGAGUUAUAAAACUGCAACAUUUUCUCUGCACCCUAUGGCAAAAUGUGUAGAACUGCAGGAAAUUAAUACUACAACUUUUUUCUCCGCUGUCAAGAGGGGGGGCAGCUAAACGCAAAAAUGAAACUUAAGAACGGGAAGCAUAGAAAUAGCGCACUUAGAACAGAUCUACCACUUCUUAGACUUGCUUUCAAUGAGAAUGACAGAUCUAUAACUCACAUUUCCAUGAGAAUUUGGUCAGGUAGCCCAAAAAGUUACAUAUUGCAACUUUCAUUAUACUGAGACACAAUCGGCCUUGCUUUAGGAUACAUCCCAAAUGGCACCAUAUUCCCUAUGUAGUGCACUACACUCUUAGAAAAAAGGGUUCCAAAAGGGUUCUUUGGGGAGGGAUAGGGUUCUACCAAGAACUGUUUUGAUCAGAAGAACCCUUUUUGGAAGACAAGGGUUCUUUUUUUAUUUAUUAUUUUUUAUAUAUUUUUUUUGGGGGGGGGUAGAUCAGCUUAAUAUUGCAGAUAGAUUGUAACUUCCAUCAAUGUAAUUGUCUGCAUCACUUCCCCCAUGUUUUUUAUAUAUAUACUCCCCUUUAUUACUUUUCAACCCCGCCAUCCUUUCCCUACUUGGGGUAAAUUAGUGAACAACAAUGCUUAGGCCUCUACUUCCAGCUUAUACGUACUAUCUACGGACAAGAGUUCUUUGUAAGGCAAAGGGUUCUACCUAGAACCUUUAACAUCCUAAGAACAGUUUUUGGAAGAAAGGGUUCUUUGAUGAUUCUUUGGAAGGCAAGAAGGGUUCUACAUAGAACGAUAUAUAAUAUUUCCCAGCAUGCUCUAUUGCAGGGAGAUUUUCAGAAUUGUUUGUUUUACUGUAAUAUCUGUGUUUUUGCAUGUACAUUGCUUGGUUGAUUAAUUGUAUGCUACACAAAUAUAAAUAACAGACAGUAAUUGGAUUUAUUGCACCUGUUACUGAGAUGGUUGUUCCAGUUUAGAUGAUUGAGGUAGUCUCAGUAUUCACUCUUCCCUACCCUGACAGUCAUUCUGAAUGUAGGUUGUAGGUGAUUAACAAUUCCACUUGUUGGAUAUCCUAACUCUGGCUGGAUUCCAAUAGAAUUACACAUCACUUUGCAAGCCAGCAUAAUGUGACUUGCAGGCCUGAUGUGUCUUGUAAACCCGAAAAUUCCUAACACCACUGUGUUAGGGUAUAAUUAGGCCCUCAAAUAAAGGCUUUAUGAUAUAUGUAAUGUAUUGUCAUAAAUAAUAACAUUUUAAAGGCUAAUAAGGCUGGUGGAACCGUUCAUAGACGGUUCUAGGAAGAACCCUCCAAAGAUAAAAUGGUUCUCGGUAGAAACUUUUACAGACGAUUCUGGGAAUAACCUUUAGCUGGUAAAAUGGUUCUUGGUAGAACCCUUCAUAGAGGGUUCUAGGUAGAACCAUAUACAGGGGGUUAUUUGAAGAACCCUACUGCAAAGGGUUCUACCCAGCACCAACAAGGGUUACCCUAUGGGGAAAAACCAAAGAAAUCUGUAUGGUUCCACUUAGCACCUUUUUUCUAAGAGUGUACUUUUCACCAGGGCUCAUAGGGCUCUGGUUAAAAGUAGUGCACUUCAUAGGGAAUAGGGUGCCAUUUGGGACACAGCCACAUCUCAGCUGCGGGCCCUGAUGUCAGUGAGUUCAUAAAGUAUCUGUAACUAGGGAACACACAUGUACACUCAUGCACACACACACACAAAUGCUGACUCCACACUCUAAGCUCUGUGCUGUCACGCACUUCCAGCUGAGGCAGACCAUACAGUGAUGAAGUCGCUUCAUGCGAGUGUUUGGAUUAAAACAUUUAUCACUUGACAAUAUAGCAUCCCUGCAUUACGCAAUCACAUGCUCCUCCACCCAUGUCUUGUGCAUCGCAAGUAAACACGCUCACCCUUAAAGACACACAUACACCCACAUCUCUGCAUACCGUUGUCUAAUUUCUUGUUAUUUCUCACUCGCUCACUCGCACUCACCUGUGCUGUGUCCUGUGCUAGUCUAACUAGCAGUCUAAUGGCAGAGUGAGCUGUGCUGUACUGUUCUGUGCUGAACAACAGUAGCCACCGACUCAUGUUUGAUUGGCAGUUACUUCCUGCUAAUUCAUGCGUGUGUGCGUGGCGAUUGUCCAGAUGUGUUGGUUUGAAUGUCAUGAGAGGGUAUCUGGGGCUGCUGGCUGGUUAGAUAGGGUUGUGUAUUGUACAGUACACUACAGUAUGUGGUUGACACUGUAGGCAAAUGUAGGUCCCAGGUAGGGUGAAUGCAAAGUAGCUGUCAAGAUGUCAAUGUAACGCAGUAUACAGUUAUAUUAAUACAUAGAGUAUAGAUAUAGAUAGCGUCAGAUGGAGUUGGAGUUGUCCCAUCUGAUGUGAUUUGAUUUGACCAUUCAAAAUACAUAAAAUGGCAACAGACACAAAUACCAAAAUUGUCAAGGAUAAAGAGACUAAUUUCCAUUGUGGUCCCCUUUGCUAAAAGUCUCUACCUAAGAGGCUUAUACACAGAGAUCUUAUGAUACAUACUUCUUUAUGUAGUUCAAUGCUUGUACAUGUUGAAAACACCCUUGCUUUGUAAUAACUUGUUUUCUCUAUUGUCUCUGUGUCGUGUGUAGCUGGAUCUCUGUGCUAUCCAACAGUAAGGAGGAAGCUCUGAACAUGGCAUUCCGCGGAGAAGAGGACGGAGUAGGAGGAGAGGAUGGCCUGGAGGACCUGACCAAAGCCAUCAUAGAGGAGGUGCUGCGCAUGCCUGGCAAUGAAGUCUGCUGUGACUGUGGCGCUGCAGGUACAUAUAGUAUGACAUCUAUGGGUGCACGUGUGUGUGGUUCCUGGGACAUACACAACCUCUAUGGUUUUCCAAGGGACUCUCACAUUCUAGAUUGUCCACUAUACCACUACUUUGAGCUUACUCACCAUUCACCUUGUCAUGGGAGAAGACAACGACACCUUUGCUUCAGCAUUUUAUCUCGCCCUUGAACUCACACAUCCCAAUAGAACUCACACAUCCCUAUAGAACUCACACAUCCCCAUAGAACUCACACAUCCCCAUAUAACUCACACAUCCCCAUAGAACUCACACAUCCCCAUAGAACUCACACAUCCCUAUAGAAAUCACACAUCCCCAUAGAACUCACACAUCCCCAUAGAACUCACACAUCCCCAUAGAACUCACACAUCCCAAUAGAACUCACACAUCCCCAUAGAACUCACACAUCCCCAUAGAACUCACACAUCCCAAUAGAACUCACACAUCCCAAUAGAACUCACACAUCCCCAUAGAACUCACACAUCCCCAUAGAACUCACACAUCCCAAUAGAACUCACACAUCCCCAUAGAACUCACACAUCCCAAUAGAACUCACACAUCCCAAUAGAACUCACACAUCCCCAUAGAACUCACACAUCCCAAUAGAACUCACACAUCCCCAUAGAACUCACACAUCCCAAUAGAACUCACACAUCCCCAUAGAACUCACACAUCCCAAUAGAACUCACACAUCCCCAUAGAACUCACACAUCCCAAUAGAACUCACACAUCCCAAUAGAACUCACACAUCCCCAUAGAACUCACACAUCCCAAUAGAACUCACACAUCCCCAUAGAACUCACACAUCCCAAUAGAACUCACACAUCCCCAUAGAACUCACACAUCCCUAUAGAACUCACACAUCCCCAUAGAACUCACACAUCCCUAUAGAACUCACACAUCCCCAACCAUCAUCAAGGUUGUCCCUCAGAAAUCCCUGCUCAGCCCAACAUUGAUCCACUCUUCUGCACUGUCAUGGCUGCUCCCCAUCUCCCUCAGUAGUUAGGGAUAUUCUAUGCAGCCCUCCUGCAAUGUCACCGUUAACCAAACAAGCAGCAAAGCAGCACCAGGAGCCUUCUCUGUAUUCAGGAUGUAACAGUGGUGUUGGUCCUUUCUGGCCCUCUGACUUGAUCCUCCCCUGCUGUAAAAACAGAGACUCAGCACUCCCCAAGCAGAGACACCCUGGCCCUCUGACUCCCCCAAUACACACACACACUGUCAGCAUAAACACACAGAGAGCACUGAGGAGAGUGCAGGCCGCUAGCGAAUAAAAAAAUACCGGUUUGUUGCGACAACGUCAUUAUGUUACAUAAUUCAUACACACAGACACAGUUUUGCUGAUUUCCCCUCUAUGGAGUGAGUUUAUUUAACACGUUGAUAAUGUGCUAGUGUACUGCAGGCUUAUUUAGGGUGCUCCUUCGGCUGAUCCUGUCUAAAAUACAGCUCUCUAGAGGAGUAUUAGUGCAAAAUAUUUUGCAGCUCUAGAGCUCUCACCCCACCCUGAGCUUCCUGUCUUCUCUAUGGUCAUCUAUUGCCUCUAUUGCCAUCCUGCAUGUGACUCAUUGGUGUUUGGCCGCCUCUGAAACCAUUCCACCCGAGUCCGUCCGGCACAGACCUGUCAAAUCCAGACACGCUAGUUAGCCUAACAGCUAACAGCACUCAGCCAUCUGUAAAGAUAGUGUGUUUACAUCUGCGUAGCUGCGUAGGGCUCUCAGGCUUGAUAUCAGGCUGGGUUUAAGCCUCCUUCAAUUGCAUCACUCAUGCUUGGCUGUGGUGUCAGUCACUGUAGCAGUUUACAGUGAAGAGCCCAAAGCCUCUCUAGCCUUCCACCACAUGGCUCUGCUGUCAGAGCAUGUACAGGCAUUCAGUUUGACACAGAAUGAUGCAAUGUUUUCUAGUUGCUGGGCUCUGGUAGUCCAGUCGGUGUGGUUGGUGGGUCUGAUGCUGCCGAGGCCCUCUAGUGGUGUGUGCUGUGCAUUGCCGCUGCUCACGUUGAUGUGAUGGUGGACCUGGGUUGUAUUCACUAGUGCACACCGUAGCAAAACGUUUUGCAACAAACAUUUCUUAUACAUUCAGUUUGUCCCUCCCUGUUUCAGUCAGGUUUCUUUCGUUUGGUGCCUAGUGAAUACGACCAUGAAACAAAUUGUCAGCUUAUACAUUGUCAGUGAAUACAAACACGGCACAAUGCAAGUGUUCAGAUGGAAAAUUAAACCCCCUUGUGUUCAGCAUUAUCGUUCUGGAUUUCAAUUGUAAAUUGUAUAUUUGUGGUAGUACUUUGAAAAAACAUAAUGUUAUAUUUGGAGCCAAAACAGCUGUGCACUAAACUGUGAAUUCCAGACAGAUUUUUGUGGUUUUGUAGCCAAGACGCCUCUCCGCAAGCCAAUGCGCCACAAAAUGGCUGCUCUCUAACCUGAGUAUAUUGUAAUGUUGUCUGUGCCCUUAGAUCCAAAAUGGCUGUCCACUAACCUGGGCAUCCUGACCUGCAUCGAGUGCUCUGGCAUCCACCGGGAGAUGGGAGUUCACAUCUCACGCAUCCAAUCCAUGGAGCUAGAUAAGCUAGGCACCUCUGAACUCUUGGUGAGUGAAAAAAGAAAUACAUUUGGUGAACAUUAUAUUGAGUUAUUUUCACAGUAGAUCAACAUGCAAAAUAGAUUCAAAAACAGGAUAUAAAUAAAUAAAUCUUGAUUACGCCGUGAUUGUUAUGAUGGCAAUUAGAGCAAAGUGUUUCUAACGAGCAUCUUGACAUUCAUAUGAGACUUGAUAUGUCCUUCACAGCUGGCUAAGAACGUAGGGAACAGUAGUUUCAAUGAAAUAAUGGAGGGGAACCUUCCUUGUCCCUCACCGAAACCCACUCCUUCAAGUGACAUGUAAGUACUCAGCGUCAUCAACAACUACAUGAACUUCUUAGAAACUCCAUAGAAAUGUUACCUCACUUUCACUUAUCACUUGACAUCACUGGAAGCAUAAUCAGGUGUAUGUUUGAGCUUAUGCAGGUAGAUGUGUCUGGCAGGAAAAGCCACAAAUAAAUAGAACACUAGAAUGGACAUUGGCAUCCUAGCAACAUGACUAAAAAUCAGCCAUCUUGGUCAGGAAAACGUUCAUGCUAGAAACUGAAUGAAAGGAUCUCUAUAGGAAAAACUAUCCACACAACCAUCUCCUUAUUCUCCCGCCUCUCUCCCUCCUACAGGACAGUGAGGAAGGAGUUCAUCAAUGCUAAGUAUGUGGACCACAAGUUUGCACGGAAGACCUGUACCUCCUCGGCAGCUAAGACCAUUGAGCUGUGUGAGGCGGUCAAGUCCAGGGACCUGCUGUCUCUCAUCCAGGUGUAUGCUGAGGGGGUGGAGCUAAUGGAGCCACUGCCCGAGGGUGGACAGGUGAGUCUGACCUCUGAUGUCACAGGCCCUGGACUGUAUUAUUAUCUCAUCUCACCUGAUCAGGGCCCAUAUUCAUAAAGCAUCUCAUAGGAUUGCUGGUGUAGGAUCAGGUCCCCCUGUCCUUGUAAUCUUAUUCAUUAUGAUCCAAAAGUUAAAACUGAUCCUAAGUCAGCAUUCAUACCCUGACGCUUUGAUGAAUAUGGGCCCUGAUCUGGUAUGGGGGGUCUGGUUUUACAAUAUGAGCAGAAGUGUACUGUUUCAUAGGGAAAUACUAGGUUGUACUGAGUCUGUAAGGAGGCUGUACUGUACAUGGGCAAAGUAAUGAACAGUCCACAGAGAAAAACAGAGUUUUUACUACUGGGCAAUGUUGGACAAGACAACAAUGCCCAAACGAGAAAAGUGACUCAGUUAAGCUAUCACUACUGCCACCCACUAAACGUUGAACCACGUAGCACUGCAGUGUGCUCUCAGAAGUAGUCCAUAGGGAAUAGUGGCCAGGGAUGAGUCACUGACUCUGUUUGAAAGCAGGCAGAGCUUCUAGCCCAGGCUGACUCACUGAUAUCUAAUGCAAUCCUGGCUGUGAGAGGCUGCAUCCCAGGGCUCUGGUCAAAAGUAGUGCAUUAUAAUAUGGUUCCUUUUGGGAUGCUGGUUGAGUGUCCCCAGCAGACAGCACAUAUCAUUUACAUUUUACAUUUUAGUCAUUUAGCAGACGCUCUUAUCCAGAGCGACUUACAGUUAGUGAAUACAUUAUUUUUUUUAAAUAUUUUUUAUUUUUUAUACUGGCCCCCGGUGGGAAACGAACCCACAACCCUGGCGUUGCAAACGCCAUGCUCUAUCAACUGAGCUACAUCCCUGCCGGCCAUUCCCUCCCCUACCCUGGACGACGCUGGGCCAAUUGUGCGCCGCCCAUGAGUCUCCCGGUCACGGCCGGCUGCGACAGAGCCUGGAUUCAAACCAGGAUCUCUAGUGGCACAGUUAGCACUGCGAUGCAGUGCCUUAGACCACUGCGCCACUCAGGACCCAGAGCCGCAGACAGUGAGGGUGUGACAGGAAUACAUGACAAAGUAGCCCCUCCCUCUUCCCAAACGGAUACCCUGCUUCUCUGGUUGACUCAUAGUAAUUGGUAUUGCGUGUGUCACUGUGUGCACACUCUUCCCAAUAAGUCUCCAUACUUGGGACUCGCAGAGAUAAAUCAGCGAUGUAACUACCAGUCAUUUUCAAUUAGAGGAGACACAAGGAGACACGCAAUGACAUGCAUAAUGUUUGAAGGAUACACCCACCAAGGAAGAUCUCAACGACUUGAUGGCUGAUUAUCUCGGCAAGUGUGAGUUCAAUCACGACCAGUGAGGUGGUGGUGGUGGCCUUUGUUCAUGGGGGGGGGGGGGACAAGCUAUUUUUAGGAGCCAUUUUGUUGACUGCAGCCUCUUUAAAUGCUGAGAGAGAGUGUAGAAUGGAUGCUGCCUGCUGUUCUCCCCAUGUAGAAAGUCUCAUGUUUUUGUUGUGUGUGAUCGCCCCCUUCAGGAGGCCGGAGAGACUGCGCUCCACUACUCUGUGCGCACCGCCGACCAGACCUCACUGCACCUGGUGGACUUCCUUGUACAAAACAGGUAAAAUGACCAAAUAAGGCCCUGUCAAUAAAGUGAAGAUAUGCAUAUUAUGCCAUACAGGCUACCAUAGCAUUGGGCUAAUGUGAAAUGGGAUUUUAAAUGCAGUGAAAGCACAGACUUCAUAAGCUGUUGUGCCCAUAUACUAAAAAACAUAACAGAAUAUUAUAAAUAAGUACUAUUUCCACCAUUUGGUCAUGUAAAUUGAUGUGUUAAAUGUGAGGUUUCGAUGGAAUAGCUUCAUGAAAGACAGUGUUCUCUUCUCAUCUCUCCACCACUGCAAGAGGAAGAUGAGCAGACUAGAGCUCAGCACAGCUUAGAUUCCCACAAGGCAAACAGAACUGGGUCAGGCAGCCACUUGUUCUCCGCCUUAAUUUAUUCAUCAGUCUUUUCAAUUGUUUGCUCCCUGCCUCGCUGCACCUCAGGCAGACCGUUACCGGGAAAUGGGGGCUCCUCAUUAAUUAAUAGGUCCACCUUCAUGAUUUCAUGCUUACACUUGGUAAUUGGGCUAAUUGUUUUCCAUUCAGGGAUAGGAGGAGAUGAAAUGAGGACCAACCACUUACCAGUCAACAUCUUAGUGUGACUUAAGUACACCUUCCUAAGAUUGAGUUGCACCCCCUUUUGCCCUCAGAACAGCCUCAAUUCGUCAGGGCAUGGACUCAACAAGGUGUCGAAAGCGUUCCACAGGGAUGCUGGCCCAUGUUGACUUCAAUGCUUCCCACAGUUGUGCCAAAUUGUCUGGAUGUCCUUUGGGUGGUGGACCAUUCUUGAAACACACAGGAAACUGUUGAGCGUGAAAAACUCAGCAGCGCUGCAGUUCUCAACACACUUAAACCGGUGCGCCUGGCACCUACUGCCAUGCCCCGUUCAAAGGCACUUAAAUAUUUUGUCUUGCCCAUUCACCCUCUGAAUGGCACACAUACACAAUAUAUGUCUCAAUUGUCCCAAGGCUUAAAAAUCCUUCUUAAACCUGUCUCCUCCCCUUUAUAUACACUGAUUGAAGUGGAUUUAACAGGUGACAUCAAUAAGGGAUCAUAGCUUUCACAUGGAUUCACCUGGUCAGUCUGUCAUGGAAAGAGCAGGUGUUUCUAAUGUUUUGUACACUCUGUGUAUAUUUUGUCAGCCGUAGUGAAAAAUAGGUAUUAAAGCAGUAUGUGUGAUCAAAGCGUGAAUGAUAAUGUGACACCUUUUACCUCUGGGGUGUGACCCGUGACAUGUCACAGUGGGAACCUGGAUAAGCAGACCGAGUGGGGAAACACUGCCCUGCACUACUGCUGCAUGUACGAGAAACACCAAUGCCUCAAACUACUGCUGAGGGGCAAACCAGCCACUGACAUCAGUGAGUAACACACACACACACACACUCAUAUGUAAAUGUAAUCAGACUUGGUUAUGUUAACAUGCCUGUUCUGUUUUUGGCUAAUCAAAAUUGUGUUUUCUACCACAGGAUGGCUCGUGUUAAUGGCUGGAGCGGAAUUAGUGGAAUGCUAACAAAUACAUUAAACACAUGAUUUCCAUGUGUUUGAUGCCAUUCCAUUGCUCUGUUCCAGCCAUUAUUAUUUACAUUUACAUUUAAGUCAUUUAGCAGACGCUCUUAUCCAGAGCGACUUACAUGAGCAAUUAGGGUUAAGUGCCUUGCUCAAGGGCACAUCGACAGAUUUUUCACCUACUCGGCUCGGGGAUUAGAACCAGAGACCUUUCGGUUACUGGCACAACGCUCUUAACCACAGCAGCCUCCACUGUUUUAUACACAUCGAUGGAAUGUAUGCGUCUAGUGUAACCAAUAUCAUGCCUGUUCUUUUAGCCAAUCAGAAUGGUGAGACGGCGCUGGAUAUUGCCAGGCGUAUGAAGAACAGUCAGUGUGAGGAGGCAGUAAGUAUCUCACUGUGAACAUGAGCCAAUAUGCUCCAUAACCACUAUAUGUUUGGCUAUUAAUUGCAUGAAUUGAUAGCAAUAUUUAAAGAUGCAAUCCUGUUCUUUGUUGAAGUAGCAUCCACACAAUAUCUGAUGAUGUAGCAGCACAGUAGAUAGUCUAGAUCGAAGGGACUUGUUAACCAGCACAUCUUUGGACACUAGAUGGCAGCAGCCAAAGGCCUACCCAGGCUUCUAGUGACUUCAGAGAGGAAACCAUUACUGAUGUAUGGUUACUAUUUGCACACAGAAAACUAAGUUGGUGCUUUACCAUCAGUGAUAUUAUGGCAUGUUUUGCACAUCAAAAUAAAGGAGGACAACAAUCUAAUUCAUGUUGGAGGUAUUCAUUGUGGUAGAUUGUUCGUUAUGACUUGCUUUGUGGGAUAUAAUCACUGUGUGUUAAUUUGUAUGUCCUCUGUAUUUCAUUGUUUCAUUGUGGAUCCAAAUGAAGUAAUCAACAUUUGUGUUCCCCAGCUGGUGCAGGCUGCAGCGGGGAAGUAUUACCCUCAUGUCCACGUGGAGUAUGAGUGGAGCUUGAGGCUGGACGAGCUGGACGAGAGCGAUGAUGAUCUCGAUGACAAGGUCAGACUGGGACUGCAGGUUCACACAUCUGGACAGAGAACACAACUUGAAAUCCAUGUGCAAAUACUCUAUAUAUACAAAAGUAUGUGGACACCCCUUCAAAUUAGAGGAUUCGGCUAUUUCAGCCACACCCGUUGCUGACAGGUGUAUAUAAUCGAGCACACCGCCAUGCAAUCUCCAUAGACAAACAUUGACAGUAGAAUGGCCUUACUGAAGAGCUCAGUGACUUUCAACGUGGCACCGUCAUAGGAUGCACCUUUCCAACAAGUCAGUUUGUCAAAUAUCUGCCCUGCUAGAGCUGCCCCGGUCAACUGUAAGUGCUGUUAUUGUAAAGUGGAAAUGUCUAGAAGCAACAAUGGCUCAGCCACGAAGUGGUAAGCCACACAAGCUCACGCACGUAGCGUGUAAAAAUCGUCUGUCCUCGCUUGCAACACUCACUACCACGUUCCAAACUGCCUCCGGAAGCAACGUCAGCACAAGAACUGUUCGUCAGGAGCUUAAUGAAAUGGGUUUCCAUGGCCAAGCAGCCAUGGUUUGUCAAGAUCGGUAUGGAAGAACUUGACUGGCCUGCACAGAGCCCUGACCUCAACCCCAUCAAACACCUUUGGGAUGAACACCGACUGUGAGCCAGGCCUAAUCAACCAACAUCAGUGCCCGACCUCACUAAUGCGCUUGUGGCUGAAUGGAAGCAAGUCCCUGCAGCAAUGUUCCAACAUUUAGUGGAAAGCCUUCCCAGAAGAGUGGAGGCUGUUAUAGCAGCAAAGGGGGGACCAACUCCAUAUUAAUGCCCAUGAUUUUGGAAUGAAAUGUCAAAGUUCCUAAGUUGACACUCUUCCAAGUUGACACUUGUCUCUCUCUCCCUCUCUGUCUGCAGCCUAGUCCCAUAAAGAAGGACCGUUCCCCGCGGCCCCAGAGUUUCUGCCACUCGUCCAGCCUGUCUCCCCAUGACAAGCUGUCUCUGCCGGGCUUCAUCAGCCACCGGGACAAACAGCAGCGCAUGUCUUACAGCGCCUUCACCAACCAGAUGUACUCCGCCUCCACCGACCUCACUUCCUCUUCCCCCGUGGCCGAUGCCCCCCCUCUGCCCCCCAGGAACCAGGGCAAAGGUGAGACCUGGUUGUGAUUGGCCAGGGUCCAGACUUUUAUCAGUGUAGGAUGAAGUUGCUUCUAGACACUGAUCAGAGGUCAGUUUUGUAUUUUCCCCACUAAUGGUUAAGGUGAUGAUUGGGGAGGGGAAGCUGAUCCUAGAUCUCUAUCUAGGUGAAACUUCUACCUGAAAUGCAAAUGGCCUAAAGGUUAUGUGGCCAGUUGUGGAAUGUACAUAGGAUACAUAGCAGUAUUGUCUGGUUGACCAGAAUUUACAAGUAUGGAGAAUUUGCAUGUACUGGCACAUUGUCUCUUAUCUCUAACACUGGUACUCAGGAAGAACGCAGUAAUAAAGUUUACUGUUUUUCUCUGUUACAAAACAUUGUAAUCAUAACACUAGUUAACCAAGUUGCUGAUAUGAUUAGUAUUUUCCUCUCUCUCUCAACCUUACACACACACACACCCUUGAGAGGAAUGUAAUUUGUCAACACGUCGAUCAGAGGGCGGGAAGCGGCUGUCAUAAAGACUGCUUACACAAGAAAGGCACCUCCAGCAAAAGGAUGGCUUCAGGGCUGCUGGCAGGCGGGAGUGAAGGAGAGAGUGGAGACACACACUUAAAUGAUAAUGCCAGUGAAGCCGGUGUUUGGAGGAUACAUUGGCACGGGUGUUGUUAGGUCUGAGAUGAAGUCGAGGCCAAUAUAUCCUCCAAACACCAUGCCAAUAUAUCCUCCAAACACCGGCUUCUCGGGCAUUAUCACUUUUAUACAAUGGGUUACCAACAUAUUUAAAAAAUGAUUGACAUAUUUUCAUUAAAAACAUUAUUUUGAUUAAUGUAUUAAUACUAUUUCAUCCUUCCACAAGAUAUAGUCCCGAAACAAAUCUAGGGUUGCUACCCAAGCCGGCUGGCCGAUCGUUCUAUCGGUUCGGUUGCCAGAGACAAAUUCGAUCUCCAGCUGUCCCAUAGUAAUGAACGUGUCGGGAGUCAGUCGUUCAGUCUUUUUGUUCUGUAUCUAUUUUCGCGACCCAGUUGUUCGUUCUAAAUGUUCCAUUGCCAUACUGGCUGGCAACGUUCUUAUCCCUUGCUUGCUAGCUAGUCAACUAUGGCUAAUUUACAGUCACGUCAAAAAGUUCAGCCAGAAUACCAGCAAAGUAGCUGCGUUUGCAUUUUUUUAAGCUGUUUUCUAGAGACAUUUAUUUGGAUACAUGCAUAACAAUGAGCAAAUGAUGCGCGAUUUCGUCUGGCAUAGAAAACGUGCUCACUCAUCAGGACACUGUUGUUCAGGGGAGCUAGCCAACAACACAGCUAACACAAUCACUUCAAACUGAAGCUGGAAAGACUGCAAACUAGCUGUGCUUCGUUUUGUUUAAAAAAUAAAUAAUUGACAUUUCUUUGUAUAUAUCCAUAAAAAUGAUGCCUGCCUGUCUGUCUCGUCGCGACUCCCGACACGUUCAUUACUAUGGGACAGCUGGAGAUCGAAUUUGAAUAUUGAAACAAUGUUGCAAAUGUCGGAGACAGACAGCAAGGUUUAUACAAAUCUCCCCUGUUGAAAACUAAAUGUUAGUCUAAAAGAAAUUGAGAUAAUGUCUAAAUGCUUUUUAUAGUGGAGAUCAAGUUUAUAAAUUGCUUAGCUGGGCUGAUGAGACAGUGGAUUGUGCAGUCAGAUGGAACAGAGUAAAUAGGCAUUUUAACAUCAUAGAUUUAGCCGGUGGUAACUUGUGGAAUAGACACUGGCUGGAAUGCGGUUUUAACCAAUCAGCAUUCAGGAUUAGACCCACCCAUUGUAUAAAGCCAGAUAAUACACCAGGCUGUUAAUGUUAACGCUUCAUUAUGGAAAUCCAGGGUUGUGUCCCAAAUGGCACCCCAUGUCCUACAUAGUGCAAUAGUUCUCUAUGGGCCCAGGUCAGAAGUAAUGCACUAUAUAGGGAAUAAGGUGCCAUUUGGGACGCAGCCCAGGACACAUCCUGAUCAUCAACACUAUCUGACAGUACAAACAGACUCCCAGGGGCAAGCAGCACGGUCAGCACAAUUAUAAUGAACCAUAACAUCCCUCCCGAAGACAGGAGUUAGAACAAAAGCACUCACACCCCAGAUUGCUAUUCCCUAUCCUUGUUACAAUACAGUAGGCUACAUUGUUGACGCCAAUACACUGUUGAGUGGAGCGAAGAGAAACGGCGGUUUCUCUUUACACACAAGAGAUGAACAGUUCUCUUUCAGUGGGCAUCGGACUGACUUGUUUCCCCUUAGGCAUUUCGGUGCAAUUUCUCCUCUUUUGCAUUUCUUGUCACUAAUAAGAUUUCAUAUGGGGGUUUAUAGUGGCUUGCGUCUCAAAUGGCGCCCUAUUCUCUAAAUAGUGCACUACUUUUGAUCAAGGCCUGCAUAGGGCUCUGGUCAAAAGUAGUGCACUACAAAGGGAAUAGGGUGUCAUUUCAACCGCAGCCAGUGUGUGGGAGAAGCUCUCAGAGCUUGACAUACAUUCUCUCCCACACUCUUCAUCCCUCUUCAUCCCUCUCUCUCUCUCUCUUUUUCUCCUUUCUUUCUCUUUCAGCGCCGCACUUGGCAUUCCUCGGCUCUCACUCGCACUACGCCACUCUGGCCGGCACUCGACCAUACAUCAGUGAAUAUCUUGUUUUUACAUUUUCUCCUGCUGUGCCCGCCCAUAUACUUCUGCUGCCCAGUGGCACUAGUUGCGCUUUACUUCCCAUUAAAAAUAUGGGUGGUGGCGUCUUAAACUUUUAACAAUGGCACUGUAAAAGUGUGGUUAAUUAUACAUUUUCUUACACGCAGUUUUAUCACGUUUUGUGACGUCGCCACCCCUGAGCUGUAAAGUGCUAUCAUACCUUAUGUAGAUUGUGUCCCAAAUGGCACCCUAUUCCCUAUAUAGUGCUCUAAUUUUGAUCAGAGCCCUAUGGGAUCCAACAGUAGUGCACUAUAUAGGAUAUAGGGUUCCAUUUUUGGAUGCAGUCUGACUCUCCUCUCUGACUGGCUGAGUUCUCUAUUAGCCACAAUCUUAUAGCAUGUUUCCAGGCUUACACACAGCUGGGAAUAGGACUAGCUGCUUUGGGUUAACGUUACUGUAGGUCCAGAAGUCUCAGGAGCAUGUACACCCACCCCAAAAUAUACACAAAACGACACAUACACAAUACACACACAUUGUUCUGUGUCCAUCUUCUCUGUAUUCCUAUCUGGGCGUUUCUCUGUUCACUGGGAGGUUGUGUUUUACCUGUAUUGAUGUUGUGUUAACAAAUCUCCCCCACAUUGUCCAACAAUUGUGUUGAACCCAGUCUCGAUGGCAAGAAACCUUCCUCUCAUCUACCCUCCCCUCUCAAGCCCCUCCCCUUCCUCUUGGUAUCACAGGUGACAGAAUGAAUGAUGCCUGUCCCUUCACUGCAUGUUUGUAUGUUGUCACUCCUCCAGCUCCUCCCUCCACCCUCAUCCCCGGAGGCAGCUCCACCCUGUCCAAGAAGAGGCCUCCGCCCCCUCCCCCCGGGCACAAACGCACCCUGUCUGACCCGCCCAGCCCGCUUUCCCACAGUAGAGGGGGCAUUUACGUGGGUGAGUCCUCCCUCGGUGGGCCAGACCCAAGCAGACACAUCUGAAUACUGCUUGGUCGUCUUUAUUAGCAAAGGACAUGAUCCUUAAUAACAAGUCUCUGGUCCUGGACAGUUGUAGUGUGUGCAGGCUUUUGGUCCAGCCCAGCACUAACACACAUGAUUGAACUAAGGUCAGUCUAAAUGCCUACCUACACUGAGGCCCUAAAGGACCAGAGUUACCCAUCUCUGGCCUAGUAUUGAGUGGGUUUCCGACCAGGUCUUCCCCAUGACCAGAGUGUCAGUGCUGUUCAUGAAUGACAGACACAUCCUGGUCAUUUUAUGGUGUGAUGGCAAUGACACAGACACAUCCUGGUCAUUUUGGAGGGUGAUGGUAAUCCUGUGUAAAUGUAUAUGUUAGUGUUGGAUGUCAGAUCAUUAUUUUUGUCAUCAUUUUGUCUCGUCUGUGAUGUUUUUUGUAUUGUGAAAUACAAACACAUUCUUACAGUCUCAUCUAACAGUGGCCUCAACAGCAUUAGUAUAGAAUAAAAUGUAGAUUAUUAGCUGAAUAAUACUACACUGAACAAAAAUCUAAACGCAACAAUAAAGUGUUGGUCCCAUGUUUCAAGAGCUGAAAUAAAAGUUCCCUGAAAUUUUCAAUACGCACAAAAAGCUUAUUUCUCUCAAUGUCUUUAAAUCCCUGCUAGUGAGCAUUUAUCCUUUGCCAAGAUAAUCCAUCCAACUGCCAGGUGUGGCAUAUCAAGAAGCUGACUAAACAGCAUGAUCAUUACACAGGUGCACCUUGUGCUGGGGAACACAAUGCCACAGAUGUCUCAAGUUUUGAGCGAGCGUGCAAUUGGCAUGCUGACUGCAGGAAUGUCCAACAGAGCUGUUGCCAGAGAAUUGAAUGUUAAUUUCUCUACCAUAAGCCAUUUUAGAGAAUUUGGCAGUACGUCCAACCGGCCUGACAACCGCAGAUCACGUGUAACCAUGCCAGCCCAGGACCUCCACAUCCUGCUUCCUCACCUGCGGGAUCGUCUGAGAUCAGCCACCCGGACAGCUGAUGAAACUGUGGGUUUGCACAACCAAAUAAUUUCUGCACAAACUGUCAGAAACAGUCUCAGGGAAGCUCAUCCGCGUGCUUGUCGUCACCAGGGUCUUGACCUGACUGCAGUUCAGCGUCGUAACUGACUUCAGUGAGCAAAUGCUCACCUUCGAUGGCCACUGGCACGCUGGCGAAAUGUGCUCUUCACAGAUGAAUCCCGGUUUCAACUGUCAUGUGGGCGAGCGGUUUGCUGAUGUCAACGUUGUGAGCAGAGUGCCCCAUGGUGGCGGUGGGGUUAUGGUAUGGGCUGGCAUAAGCUACGGACAACACAAUUGCAUUUUAUCAAUGGCAAUUUGAAUGCACAGAGAUACCGUGACGAGAUCCUGAGGCCCAUUGUCGUGACAUUCAACCGCCUCCAUGUCAUGUUUCAGCAUGAUAAUGCACGGCCCCAUGUCACAAGGAUCUGUACACAAUUACUGCAAUUCCAUGGCCUGCAUACUCAACAGACAUGUCACCCAUUGAGCAUGUUUGGGAUCCUCUGGAUCGAUGUGUACGACAGCGUGUUCCAGUUCUCGCCAAUAUCCAGCAACUUCGCACAGCCAUUGAAGACUGGGACAACAUUCAACAGGCCACAAUCAACAGCCUGAUCAACUCUAUGCGAAGGAGAUGUGUCGCGCUGCAUGAGGCAAAUGGUGGUCACACCAGAUACUGACUGGUUUUCUGAUCCACGCCCCUACUUCUUUUUUUUAUAAGGUACACUACAUGACCAAAAGUAUGUGGACACCUGCUCGUCAAACAUCUCAAUCCAAAAUCAUGGGCAGUAAUAUGGAGUUGGUCCCCCCUUUGCUGCUAUAACAGCCUCCACUCUUCUGGGAAGGCCUUCCACUAGAUGUUGGAACAUUGCUGCGGGGACUUGCUUCCAUUCAGCCACAAGAGCAUUAGUGAGGUUGGGCACUGAUGUUGGGUGAUUAGGCCUGGGUCGCAGUCAGCGUUCCAAUUCAUCCCAAAGAUGUUCAAUGGGGUUGAGGUCAGGGCUCUGUGCAGGCUAGUCAAGUUCUUCCAUAACGAUCUCGACAAACAAUUUCUGUAUGGACCUCGCUUUGUGCACGGGGGCAUUGUCAUACUGAAACAGGAAAGGGCCUUCCCCAAACUGUUUCCACAAAGUUGGAAGCACAGAAUCGUCUAGAAUGUCACUGUAUGCUGUAGCGUUAAGAUUUCCCUUCACUGGAACUAAGGGGCCUAGCCCGAACCAUGAAAAACAGCCCCAAUCAUUAUUCUUCCUCCACCAAACUUUACAGUUGGCACUAUGCAUUGGGGCAGGUAGCGCUCACCUGGCAUCCGCCAAACCCAGAUUAGUCUGUCGGACUGACAGAUGGUGAAGCGUGAUUCAUCACUCUAGAGAACGCGUUUCCACUGCUCCAGAGUCCAAUGGCGGCGAGCUUUACACCACUCCAGCCGACGCUUGGCAUUGCGCAUGGUGAUCUUAGGCUUGUGUGCGGCUGCUCGGCCAUGGAAACCCAUUUCAUGAAACUCCAGACCAACAGUUAUUGUGCUGACGUUGCUUCCAGAGGCAGUUUGGAACUCGUUAGUGAGUGUUGCAACUGAGGACAGACGGCUGAGCCGUUGUUGCUCCUAGACGUUUCUACUUCACAAUAACAGCACUUGAACAGGGCAGCUCUAGCAGGGCAGAAAUUUGACGAACUGACUUGUUGGAAAGGUAGCAUCCUAUGACGGUGCCACGUUGAAGGUCACUGAGCUCUUCAGUAAGGCCAAUCUACUGCCAAUGUUUGUCUAUGGAGAUUGCAUGGCUGUGUGCUCGAUUGUAUACACCUGUCAGCAACGGGUAUGGCUGAAAUAGCCAAAUCCACUCAUUUGAAGGGGUGUCCACAUACCUUUCUAUAUAUAGUGUAUCUGUGACCAACAUAUACAUAUCUGUAUUCCCAGAUAUGAAAUCCAUAGAUUAGGGUCUAAUGAAUUUUUCAAUUGACAGAUUUUCUUAUAUGAACUGUAACUCAGUAAAAUCUUUAUCUUUGACAUACCUCCUAUAGUCCAUAAUGGUAGCUAAUGGAAAACUCAGCCUGACAUCUCCCUCCCUUACCCUUUUCUACUAUAAUGUACAGAAUAUAUAUAUAUAUGUAUAUGUGUGUGUAUAUUUAUAUAUAUAUUAUACGGUACCAGUCAAAAGUUUGGACACACCUACUCCUUCAAGGGUUAGGGUUAGGGUUAACCCUAACCCUAACCCUUUAUUUUUUACUAUUUCCUACAUUGUAGAAUAAUAGUGAAGAUAUCAAAACUUUGAAAUAACACAUAUGGAAUCAUGUAGUAACCAAAAAAGUGUUAACCAAAUCAAAAUAUAUUUUAUAUUUGAGAUUCUUCAAAUAGCCACCCUUUGCCUUGAUGACAGUUUUGCACACUCUUGGCAUUCUCUCAACCAGCUUCACCUGGACUGCUUUUCCAACAGUCUUGAAGGAGUUCCCACAUAUGCUGAGCACUUGUUGGCUGCUUUUCCUUCACUCUGCCGUCCGACUCAUCCCAAACCAUCUCAAUUGGCUUGAGGUCGGGUGAUUGUGGAGGCCAGGUCAUCUGAUGCAGCACUUCAUCACUCUCCUUACACAGCCUGGAGGUGUGUUAGGUCAUUGUCCUGUUGAAAACUAAUGAUAGUCUCACUAAGCCCAAACCAGAUGGAAUGGCGUAUCGCUACAGAAUGCUGUGGUAGCCAUGCUGGUUAACUGUGUCUUGAAUUCUAAAUCAAUCACAGAUAGUGUCACCAGCAAAGCACCCCCACACCAUAACACCUUCUCCUCCAUGCUUUACGGUGGGAACUACACAUGCGGAGAUAAUCUGUUCACCCACAAAGCCACAGCGGUUUGAACCAAAAAUCUCAAAUUUGGACUCCAGACCAAAGGACACAUUUCCACCGGUCUAAUGUCCAUUGCUUGUGUUUCUUGGCCCAAACAGGUCUCUUCUUCUUAUUGGUGUCCUUUAGUAGUGGUUUCUUUACAGCAUUUCGACCAUGAAGGCCUGAUUCACACAGUCCCCUCUGAACAGUUGAUGUUGACAUGUGUCUGUUACUUGAACUCUGUGAAGCAUUUAUUUGGGCUACAAUUUCUGAGGCUGGUAACUCUAAUGAACUUAUCCUCUGCAGCAGAGGUACAGUGGCUUGCGAAAGUAUUCACCCCCCUUGGCAUUUUUCCUAUUUUGUUCCCUUACAACCUGGAAUUAAAAUUGAUUUUUGGGGGGGUUUGUAUCAUUUGACUUACACAACAUGCCUACCACUUUGAAGAUGCAAAACAAGAAAUAAGACAAAAAAACUGAACUUGAGCGUGCAUAACUAUUCACCCCUCCAAAGUCAACACUUUGUAGAGCCACCUUUUGCAGCAAUUACAGCUGCAAGUCUCUUGGGGUACAGUGAGGGAAAAAAGUAUUUGAUCCCCUGCUGAUUUUGUACGUUUGCCCACUGACAAAGACAUGAUCAGUCUAUAAUUUUAAUGGUAGGUUUAUUUGAACAGUGAGAGACAGAAUAACCACAAAAAAAUCCAGAAAAACGCAUGUCAAAAAUGUUAUAAAUUGAUUUGCAUUUUAAUGAGGGAAAUAAGUAUUUGACCCCUCUGCAAAACAUGACUUAGUACUUGGUGGCAAAACCCUUGUUGGCAAUCACAGAGGUCAGACGUUUCUUGUAGUUGGCCACCAGGUUUGCACACAUCUCAGGAGGGAUUUUGUCCCACUCCUCUUUGCAGAUCUUCUCCAAGUCAUUAAGGUUUCAAGGCUGACGUUUGGCAACUCGAACCUUCAGCUCCCUCCACAGAUUUUAUAUGGGAUUAAGGUCUGGAGACUGGCUAGGCCACUCCAGGACCUUAAUGUGCUUCUUCUUGAGCCACUCCUUUGUUGCCUUGGCCGUGUGUUUUGGGUCAUUGUCAUUCUGGAAUACCCAUCCACGACCCAUUUUCAAUGCCCUGGCUGAGGGAAGGAGGUUCUCACCCAAGAAUUGACGGUACAUGGACCCGUCCAUCGUCCCUUUGAUGCGGUGAAGUUGUCCUGUCCCCUUAGCAGAAAAACACCCCCAAAGCAUAAUGUUUCCACCUCCAUGUUUGACGGUGGGGAUGGUGUUCUUGGGGUCAUAGGCAGCAUUCCUCCUCCUCCAAACACGGCGAGUUGAGUUGAUGCCGAAGAGCUCGAUUUUGGUCUCAUCUGACCACAACACUUUCACCCAGUUCUCCUCUGAAUCAUUCAGAUGUUCAUUGGCAAACUUCAGAUGGCCCUGUAUAUGGGCUUUCUUGAGCAGGGGGACCUUGCGGGCGCUGCAGGAUUUCAGUCCUUCACGGCGUAGUGUGUUACCAAUUGUUUUCUUGGUGACUCUGGUCCCAGCUGCCUUGAGGUCAUUGACAAGAUCCUCCCGUGUAGUUCUGGGCUGAUUCUUCACCGUUCUCAUGAUCAUUGCAACUCCACGAGGUGAGAUCUUGCAUGGAGCCCCAGGCCGAGGGAGAUUGACAGUUAUUUUGUGUUUCUUCCAUUUGCGAAUAAUCGCACCAACUGUUGUCACCUUCUCACCAAGCUGCUUGGCGAUGGUCUUGUAGCCCAUUCCAGCCUUGUGGCAGCCGGGGGCGGCAGGUAGCUUAGUGGGUAAGAGCGUUGUGCCAGUAACCGAAAGGUCGCUGGUUCUAAUCCCCGAACCGACUAGGUGAAAAAUCUGUUGAUGUGCCCUUAAGCAAGGCACUUAACCCUAAUUGCUCCUGUAAGUCGCUCUGGAUAAGAGCGUCUGCUAAAUAAAUAAUAAUAAUAAUAAUAAUAAUUGUGUAGGUCUACAAUCUUGUCCCUGACAUCCUUGGAGAGCUAUUUGGUCUUGGCCAUGGUGGAGAGUUUGGAAUCUGAUUGAUUGAUUGCUUCUGUGGACAGGUGUCUUUUAUAUAGGUAACAAGCUGAGAUUAGUAGCACUCCCUUUAAGAGUGUGCUCUUAAUCUCAGCUCGUUACCUGUAUAAAAGACAUCUGGGAGCCAGAAAUCUUUCUGAUUGAGAGGGGGUCAAAUACUUAUUUCCCUCAUUAAAAUGCAAAUCAAUUUAUAACAUUUUUGACAUGCGUUUUUCUGGAUUUUUUUGUUGUUAUUCUGUCUCUCACUGUUCAAAUAAACCUACCAUUAAAAUUAUAGACUGAUCAUUUCUUUGUCAGUGGGCAAACGUACAAAAUCAGCAGGGGUUCAAAUACUUUUUUCCCUCACUGUAUGUCUCUAUAAGCUUGGCACAUCUAGCCACUGGGAUUUUUGCCCAUUCUUCAAGGCAAAACUGCUCCAGCUCCUUCAAGUUGGAUGGGUUCCGCUGGUGUACAGCAAUCUUUAAAUCAUACCACAGAUUCUCAAUUGGAUUGAGGUCUGGGCUUUGACUUGGCCAUUCCAAGACAUUUAAAUAUUUCCCCUUAAACCACUCGAGUGUUGCUUUAGCAGUAUGCUUAGGGUCAUUGUCCUGCUGGAAGAUGAACCUCCGUCCCAGUCUCAAAUCUCUGGAAGACUGAAACAGGUUUCCCUCAAGAAUUUUCCUGUAUUUAGCGCCAUCCAUCAUUCCUUCAAUUCUGACCAGUUUCCCAGUCCCUGCAGAUGAAAAACAUCCCCACAACAUGAUGCUGCCACCACCAUGCUUCACUGUGGGGAUGGUGUUCUCGGGGUGAUGAGAGGUGUUAGGUUUGCGCCAGACAUAGCGUUUUCCGUGAUGGCCAAAAAGCUCAAUUUUAGUCUCAUCUGACCAGAGUACCUUAUUCCAUAUGUUUGGGGAGUCUCCCACAUGCCUUUUGGCAAACACCAAACGUGUUUGCUUAUUUUUUUCUUUAAGCAAUGGCUUUUUUCUGGCCACUCUUCCGUAAAGCCCAGCUCUGUGGAGUGUACGGUUUAAAGUGGUCCUAUGGACAGAUACUCCAAUCUCCGCUGUGGAGCUUUGCAGCUCCUUCAGGGUUAUCUUUGGUCUCUUUGCUGCCUCUCUGAUUAAUGCCCUCCUUGCCUGGUCCGUGAGUUUUGGUGGGUGGCCCUCUCUUGGCAGGUUUGUUGUGGUGCCUAUUCUUUCCAUUUUUUAAAUAAUGGAUUUAAUGGUGCUCCGUGGGAUGUUCAAAGUUUCUGAUAUUUUUUUAUAACCCAACCCUGAUCUGUACUUCUCCACAACUUUGACCCUGACCUGUUUGGAGAGCUCCUUGGUCUUCAUGGUGCCACUUGCUUGGUGGUGCCCCUUACUUAGUGGUGUUGCAGACUUUAUUUAACUAAUUAUGUGACUUCUGAAGGUAAUUGGUUGCACCAGAUCUUAUUUAGGGGUUUCAUAGCAAAGGGGGUGAAUACAAAUGCACGCACCACUUUUCUGUUAUUUAUGUUUUAGAAUUUUUGGAAAUAAGUUAUUUUUUUCACCAAUUUGGACUAUUUUGUGUAUGUCCAUUACAUGAAAUCCAAAUAAAAAUCAAUUUAAAUUACAGGUUGUAAUGCAACAAAAUAGGAAAAACGCCAAGGGGGAUUAAUACUUUUGCAAGGCACUGUAACUCUGGGUCUUCCAUUCCUGUGGCGGAUCUCAUGAGAGCCAGUUUCAUGAUAGCGCUUGAUGGUUUUUGCGACUGCACUUGAAGAAACAUUCAAAGUUAUUGACAUUUUCCGUAUUGACUGACCUUCAUGUCUUAAAGUAAUGAUGGACUGUCGUUUCUCUUUGCUUAUUUGACCUGUUCUUGCCAUAAUAUGGACUUGGUCUUUUACCAAAUAGGGCUAUCUUCUGUAUACCUUGUCACAACACAACUGAUUGGCUCAAACGCUUUAAGAAGGAAAGAAAUUCCACAAAUUUAACUUUUAAGAAGGCACACCUGUUAAUUGAAAUGCAUUCCAGGUGACUACCUCAUGAAGCUGGUUGAGAGAAUGACAAGUGUGCAAAGCUGUCAUCAAGGCAAAGGGUGGCUAUUUGAAGAAUCUCAAAUAUAAAAUAUAUUUUGUUUUAACACUUUUUUCAUUAACACAUGAUUCCAUAUGUGUUAUUUCAUAGUUUUGAUGUCUUCACUAUUAUUCUACAAAGUAAACAAUUGUAAAAAUAAAGAAAAACCCUUGAGUGAGUAAGUGUGUCCAAACUUUUGACUGGUAGUGUAAUUGUAUACCAGUUACAGUAUAUGUAUAGAUGGACUUCAAAUACUUUUACAUAAGAAUAAUUGUGAAUUCAUUAUAAUAAUAAUUUAAAUCAGGAGAAUUCUAUCAACCACAAAGCUGUGCUUAUUUAGGUGACCAUUUUGGUAUGUGGGGUAAUAUGGGGCUGAAUAUUAUAUACACUGAGCAGCAUAUUUCCAUAUCUCACAACCAUCUCGACAUUUCAGGAAGUGACUCCACCCCUCCACCUGCUAACAAGAUGUCACCGUUAUCCAACAAGUUUGAGGGCAUUCCACAGCAGCAAAGGUACAUAGAUAUCCAUUUUGGAUGCAGGCAUUUAGAACAUUUCAAAAAUAUGGAUCUUAGGCUUGUGUGCAGCUGCUCGGUCAUGGAAACCCAUUUCAUGAAACUCCCGACGAACAGUUAUUGUGCUGACGUUGCUUCCAGAGGCAGUUUGGAACUCUAUUGUUUAAGUAUGAUAGAGUUCUGAUCUUAUUAGAAUUUUUCAUUAACUUCAUAUAACCAUCUGUUUUCAGCACUACUUCUAGCAACACAAAGUCUACACUUGGUCCAAGGGUUCUACCCAAACUACCUCAGAAAGGUAUGUUGAAAUGGGAUUAGCAAUGCCUAUAACUGUAGGUGAGACCACCUUAUUUCCGGCAUAUUUCUGGCAUACUGCCCAGUAUUAGAGUCAGCAAGUGUUUAAUAUAGUACCUGUGUCCUGGUUCUUUUCUUAGUGGCACUGCGUAAGAUCGACACCAUACACCCGUCUAUGGACAAACCCGGUCUGCCUCCGGAGGUGCUCCAGAAAUCCCCUCCAGGACCUGAAUGCCUAACAAAAGCCAUCCUACCCGACAAGCUCCAACUAGGGGACCUUCCCCCCAAACCCCAGCCCUCUGAGCUGCCCCCUAAACCUGGAGAACUGCCACCCAAGCCCCAGCUCUCCGACCUCCCCCCCAAACCGCAGCUAGGGGACCUACCUCCCAAACCCCUGCUCAAAGACCUACCCCCCAAACCUCAGCUCUCCCAAGACGGCCAUCCAAAACCGGGGGCAGCAGAUCUGCUCAGUACGAGACCACCCCCUGGAGAGCCUGCGCCGAAGCCCCAGCCCCCGGAGUCACCGGCGGCCAAUCAGCAGGCAGAGACUGAGAGCCCAUCCCCCCAGGGUAGCGAGGACACCAAUGGGAGCCCGGCCUGUGCUCCAGACACACCAGUGCCCUUGCCCAGGAAGAACACGGUAAAGUUCAAUUAAGGACACACCGCAGAAAUCAUAGAGCUUUAAUGGUAUCAUUGAGUAAUAUCUGGGUCCCACUGGUGGGUUGGGGCCAGUUCAUCUUGGGUUGCAGUCACAGACAGGGUUGUGGUGGCAUUGUUAAUAGGUGGGUCACAACACAGAAACUUUUGGCAACCAGACCAUUCCACAUACUAUUUACUUGUCUCUGGUGACAUUUCUGGUAAUGUUCAUAUGUGUGUUUAGGGGAAGACCAAAUCUCGGCGGGUGAAGACCAUCUAUGACUGCCAAGCCGACAAUGAUGACGAGCUGACGUUUGUGGAGGGAGAGGUGAUCAUAGUGACGGGAGAGGAGGACGGGGAGUGGUGGGUAAGUAAUUGCCCCCUAACAGGCUCACUGGUGUUACCCUAACACUGUUAGAUUAGAUUAGAAGUUUAAUAGUCACAUGUACAGGGUUGCAGGGUACAGUGAAAAUCUUAUACUCCGAGCUCCAACAAUGCCAGUCAAAGUGAAAUAUAAACAAUCAAUGUAAUAAUAAAGAAUAUUUAAAAAAAUAUAUAUAUACAUAUAUAUACACUGUAACAAUGGUAAAUGUCCAUUGGUGUAGGGGCAGGAUGUGGACACGGGGAGCAGGGGUGGAGGGGGGCAGGAGGGUGGGGGCAGGUAGUUGACUAGUGGUGGCUAUUCAGCAGUCUGAUGGUCUGGGGGAAGAAGCCCUUGGCUAGUCUUCCUGUUCUGCCCGCAUCUUAGUGAUCGAAGCAGGGAGAACAGGCCAUGGCUCGGGUGGCUGGGGUCCCUGAUUAUCUUCUUGGCCUUCCUGCGACACCUGGUGUUGUAGGUGUCCUGGAGGGAAGCCAGUGUGCACCCAGUGGUGCGUUCGGCUGAGCGUUCAGCCUUACUGUUACCCUAACCCUGCUUCACCUUAGCAGGCUCACUGGUUUUACCAAUGAUGUAUAUAAACCCUGGAUUGCUGAUGCUAUGUGUUGGCCAAUGAGAGGCUUUGAAGCCACCGGUCGGCCAUAUAGAGCUCACCAGCUUGUAGUCCUUAAAACCGGAAAUGAGUUACCUCUGGUUCAUUCAGCCAUUCCUAUGGGGAAAAUGAAUGGGGAAAGAAAAGGGUUUUGGGGUAAAUGCUGAAAAUAAGGUCUGAGGUUAACACAGGUUUAGGAAAUCUUAUACGUUUUGUUCUAUGAGAUAAUAUCUGUUAGUUCCCUUUCAGUCAGCCAACUUCGGUACAACAUACUAUGGGGAGUUGCACUCUUGCGACUUCGGUUGAAGGAUCUAUAAUCACGCCCUGACAAGGCCAAUGAAAUCCGCGCCUCGCUGGAAGCCCCACCUUGCAUAGUUGAUAAGCAUGAGGCUCUGAUUCAUUCCUUCACUUAUAGCGUGCUCACCCCCUUGACGUUGUAGCUGAAGGUUGUACUUGUUCUCAUACGUUUUCUAAUCACAAACAAUUAGUUCUUCAAUUUGCUGGUGCAAUGAGUAAGAUGGCUAAGAAAACGGCCGAGACGACGAUGGCUAAGCCGGAUUCGGGGGUCGAGAUAAUGCCCCCAGUCAUGCGGUUAUAGCAAUUCUCUGAAGCUAGGAAUUACUGAUGGCGACUUUCCUUUCCCGGAUGCCGGUACCUUGGCUGGGACUGAGGUGCAGGAAGCGGAGAUGGAUUGGGUGGUCAGAGCAAAUGUCUUGUCUGCAUGGGCACGGGGUAUGCGGUGGCCGCCUGCGCCCAACCCGGGUCCUGUGCGCUCUGUUGCCAGUUACGGGAGGGCCAGGUUCGGUGGGUACCCCCCACCACCUGUGUCUGCCUUGGUUAAGCACUGCUUGCCUCUCUUCCCAGACUUGUUUAUGAAGGGUCUGGUGAUCCGGUCCCAUGUCGAAUUUCGAGACGGGGCUAGCUAAAUGAGCGCUGCGUAGCGCGCUAGCCAGAUGGCUAACUCGCCGAGGUGAGCUAGCUAUUACUAGCUAUUCCUGCCUCCCCACGGUGGAGUUGCUGGGGUAGCUCUCUUGUUUAGUAUACAUAGCGUUAAGUCGCUUGGUUAUUCUAAACGGACCAUGCUGCAGUCAAAGAGGCUAGCUAGCCUAGCUUAUGCUAAAAAGCCUCCUGGCUAAUGUCGGCUAGCAGGCUUAACUUCCAGCGAGUGAAACUGAAAUGCUUUCCCCUGACAUCAUGGCAAACCCUUUCCUAUUUUCAGUUCCUGGAGUUGGAGGGAGUGAAGGAAACAGGGUUUGUGUGCACCUCCAAUGAAGCAGCCCCCCGAGCACUUGGCUGGGGUAACCCCCGAAGCAAGGGGCCUUGGCACAGGUCUGAGUGAACAGUGUGCCCCUCCACAAAAACAUUACUGUGACAACAGUGACCCAAUGUUUGGCAAACAGGGUACCACGUCAGCCAUUGCCAGAGCCCCCUGUGCCCAUAAAGGGGCCGGGAUUCAUGCAGGCUAUACAGUCUCAUGGAAGCACAAGUUUCUGGGUCUCGAGCUAGACUCACUCAUGUAUCAUGCUUUUGUAUCCCCACGGAGGGUGUCCGGAUUCCGGCUCUGCUUAGCCAAAUUUCAGCUGGGUCACACAGUGUGUUUUUGCCAGUGCCUAUGGCUACUGGGGCUGAUGGCGUUUGUGAUUGAAGUCGUUCCCGUGGGGCUAUUGUUGAUACGGCCCUUCCAAUGCUGAGUGCUAGCCACUCACCUGGACGCAUCUCGAAGCCUAAGCCGGUCGCUUCGGGUGUCCUUGUCAGGCUAUUGCCAGGGGGCUCCCAUGGGCUGAGUUGUAUCCCACAAGGUGAUCACAACAGACGCAUCCCCCUGAGGGUGGGGUGCGCUGUACGAAGGCAACUUGAUUCGGGGGGUAUGGACACUGGUGCGGAGUGCACUGCAUGUCAAUUACCUCAGGUGCUUCCCCCUGUUUUUGUCAUGCCCGGCUUGUCAGUGGUGGCAUGCAUCAACAGAUGAAGAGAGACUCUUCUCUCGCUCCCUCUUAACCUUGGCUCGCUAUCUAUUGCUGGGGAGCAGUGUGCACAUGCUUACGCUUUGGGCGAUGCAUGUCCCCAGUUGCCUCAACUCUGGUGCAGAUCUUUUAUCCAGAUGGGACUCUCUCAGGAGUGGAGGCUCUCCCAGGUAUGGGACAUUUUCGGCAGGGCCAACAUAGGUCUUUACACAUCACGAUAGAAUAUGCAGCGUCUUCUAUUUUCAUCGAUGAGGGACCCGAGUACCCCAUUGGGAACGGACGCUCUGGCGCACCAGUGGCCUCGAACCCUCCUUUACGAGUUUCCGCCAGUGGUUCUGAUUCAGCCCACGUUGUAGUGGGUGCCCGGGAGGGUUUAACAUUGAUUCUUGUAGCUCCCUGUUGGCCCAGGCAGCCUUGGUUCCGGAGAGCAUUAGCCUUUUAGGCGGGACCCAUGGAAACGUUCGUUGCGCAGGGACCUGUUGUCCCAGGCACACGGGCAGGUUUGGCAAGCGAGGCCAGAGAUUUGGUUCCUAUGGGCCUGGCCCCUAAGAGGGUCAAUCUGAUGGCUAGAGGUUUACCUCUGAAUGUUUUUACUACCGUUCAGUCUGCAAGGGCAUAUAAGUGGCAAGCGUUUGAGCUCUGGUGCCAAGAUAAAGAACUUGUUCCUUUUCAUUGCUCUGUGAGGGACAUCACAUUUAUUCAUAAAGCCCUUUUUCCAUCAGCAGAUGUCACAAAGUGCUUAUACAGAAACCCAGCCUAAAACCCCAAACAGCAAGCAAUGCAGAUGUAAACUCCCUAGAAAAGGCAGGAACCUAGGAAGAAACCUAGAGAGGAACCAGGCUCUGAGGGAUGGCCAGUCCUCUUCUGGCUGUGCCGGGUGGAGAUUAUUACAUCCUUAUGUUCCUACAGGAGCUUUUCAAGCAUUCUCCACUUUAAAAGGGUGCAUGUGGGAAUUGACGGAACCUCACCGGGGGCUCAACCCCUGGUGGUGCGGUUCCUGAAAGGUGUACUUCGUCUCAGACCGGUCUCUAAACCUAUUGCGCCCACAUGGGACUUGGGGCUGGUUUUGGAAGCACUGUGUGCGGCCCCCUUUGAGCCUCUGGAGUCGAUUGGUCUCCUGCUCAUGGCUUUGGACUUGGCUAAAUAUGUUGGGGACCUCCAAGCUUUAUCCGUACACCCUUUCUGUACCCGGGCAACUCUAAGAUGACGUUGCGUCCAUAUGUGGCCUUCGCCACGAAAGUCAUGGCUAUGUCCUACAGAUCCUUCUGAAUAUACAGUACCAGUCAAGAGUGUAGACACAGCUACUCAUUCAAGGGUUCUUCUUUAUUUGUACUAUUUUCUACAUUGUAGAAUAAUAGUGAAGACAUCAAAACUAUGAAAUAACACCCUUUGCCUUGAUGACAGCUUUGCACACUCUUGGCAUUCUCUCAACCAGCUUCACCUGGAAUGCUUUUCCAACAGUCUUGAAGGAGUUCCCACAGAUGCUGAGCACUUGUUGGCUGCUUUUCCUUCACUCUGCCAUCCGACUCAUCCCAAACCAUCUCAAUUGGGUUGAGGUCCGGGGAUUGUGGAGGCCAGGUCAUCUGAUGCAGCACUCCAUCACUCUCCUUCUUGGUAAAAUAGCCCUUACACAGCCAGUAGGUGUGUUGGGUCAUUGUCCUGUUGAAAAACAAAUGAUAGUCCCACUAAGCCCAAACCAGAUGGGAUGGCAUAUCGCUGCAGAAUGCUGUGGUAGCCAUGCUGAUUAAGUGUGCCUUGAAUUCUAAAUAAAUCACAGAAAGUGUCACCAGCAAAGCACCAUCAAACCUCCUCCUCCAUGCUUUACGGUGGGAACUACACAUGCAGAGAUCAUCCGUUCACCCACACCUCGUCUCACAAAGACACAUUGGUUGGAACCAAUAAUCUCCAAUUUGGACUCCAGACCAAAGGACAAAUUUCCACCGGUCUAAUGUCCAUUGCUCGUGUUUCUUGGCCUAAGCAGGGCUCUUCUUCUUAUUGGUGUCCUUUAGUAGUGGUUUCUUUGCAGCAAUUCGACCAUGAAGGCCUGAUUCACACAGUCCCCUCUGAACAGUUGAUGUUAAGAUGUGUCUGUGACUUGAACUCGGUGAAGCAUUUAUUAUUUGGGCUGCAAUUUCUGAGGCUGGUAACUCUAAUGAACUUAUCCUCUGCAGCAGUGGUAACUCUGGGUCUUCCAUUCCUGUGGCGGUCCUCUUGAGAGCCAGUUUCAUCAUAGCGCUUGAUGGUUUUUGCGACUGCACUUGAAGAAACUUUCCUAAGUUCUUGAAAUGUUCCGUAUUGACUGACCUUCAUGUUUUAAAGUAAUGAUGGACUGUCGUUUCUCUUUGCUUAUUUGAGCGUUUCUUGACAUAAUACGGACUUGGUCUUUUACCAAAUAGGGCUAUCUUCUGUAUACCCCCCUACCUUGUCACAACACAACUAAUUGGCUCAAAUGCAUUAAGAAGGAAAGACAUUCCACAAAUUAACUUUUAAGAAGGCACCCCUAUUAAUUGAAAUGCAUUCCAGGUGACUACCUCAUGAAGCUGGUUGAGAGAAUGCCAAGAGUGUGCAAAGCUGUCAUCAAGGAAAGGGUGGCUAUUUGAAGAAUCUCAACUAUAAAAUAUAUUUUGAUUUGUUUAACACUUUUUUGGUUACUACAUGAUUCCAUGUGUUAUUUCAUAGUUUUGAUUAUUCUACAAUGUAAAAAAUUGUAAAAAAUAAAGAAAAACCCUUGAAUGAGUAGGUGUGUCCAAACUUUUGACUGGUAGUGUAUAUAUAUAUAAGGUGCCUUUGGAAGGUAUUCAGACCCCUUGACUUUUUCCACAUUUUGUUACGUUACAGCCUUAUUCUAAAAUGGAUUAAAUAUGUUAUUCCUCAGCAAUCUACACACAAUACCCCAUAAUGACAAAGCGAACACAGUUUAUUCGAUUUUUUUUGCAAAUGUUUUACAAAUAAAAAACGGAUACCUUAUUUACAUAAGUAUUCAGACCCUUUGCUAUGAGACUCGAAAUUGAGCUCAGGUGCAACCUGCUUCCAUUGAUCAUCCUUGAGAUGUUUCUACAACUUCAUUGGAGUCCACCUGUGUUACAUUCAAUUGAUUGGACAUGAUUUGAAAAGGCACACACCUGUCUAUAUAAGGUCCCACAGUGGACAGUGCAUGUCAGAGCAAAAACCCACUCAUGAGGUCGAAGGAAUUGUCCGUAGAGCUCCAAGACAGGAUUGUGUUGAGGCACAGAGCUGGGGAAGGGUACCAAAACAUUUCUGCACUAUUGAAGGUCCCUAAGAACACAGUGGCCUCCAUCAUCCUUAAAUGGAAGAAGUUUGGAACCACCAAGACUCUUCCUAGAGCUGGCCGCCCAGCCAAACUGAGCAAUCAGGGGAGAAGGGCCUUGGUCAGGGAGGUGACCAAGAACCCGAUGGUCACUCUGACAGAGGUCUAGAGUUCUUCUGUGGAGAUGGGAGAACCUUCCAGAAGGACAACCAUCUCUGCAACACCACCAAUCAGGCCUUUAUGGUAGAGUGGCCAGACGGAAGCCACUCCUCAGUAAAAGGCACAUGACAGUCUGCUUGGAGUUUUCCAAAAGGCACCUAAAGUCUCUCAGACCAUGAGAAACAAGAUUCUCUGGUCUGAUGAAACCAAGAUUGAACUCUUUGGCCUGAAUGCCAAGCGUCACAUCUGGAGGAAAUCUGGCACCAUCCCUACGGUGAAGCAUGGUGGUGGCAGCAUCAUGCUGUGGGGAUGUUUUUCAGCAGCAGGGACUAGGAGACUAGUCAGGAUCAGCCAAGACAACGCAGAAGUUGCUUCGCGACAAGUCUCUGAAUGUCCUUGAGUGGCUCAGCCAGAGCCCGGACUUGAACCCGAUCGAACAUCUCUGGAGAGACCUGAAAUUAGCAGUGCAGCAAUGCUCCCCAUCCAACCUGACAGAGCUUGAGAGGAGCUGCAGAGAGGAAUGAGAGAAACUCUCCAUAUACAGGUGUGCCAAGCUUGUAGCGUUAUACCCAAGAAGACUCGAGGCUGUAAUCACUGCCAAAGGUACUUCGACAAAGUACUGAGUAAAGGGUCUGAAUACUUAUGUAAAUGUAAUAUUUCUGUUUUUUUUUAAAUAUAUAGAUUUGCAAAAAAAUCUAAAAACCUGUUUUUGCUUUGUUAUCAUGGGGUAUUGUGUGUAAAUUGUUGAGGGGGGGGAAUGGUUUAAUCAAUUUUAGUAUAAGGUUGUAACGUAGCGUAACAAAAUGUGGAAAAAGUCAAGGGGUCUGAAUACAAUGUGUUUGCUUAUUUUUUUCUUUAAGCAAUGGCUUUUUUCUGGCCACUCUUCCAUAAAGCCCAGCUCUGUGGAGUGUACGGCUUAAAGUGGUCCUAUUGACAGAUACUUAUCUUUGGUCUCUUUAUUGCCUCUCUGAUUAAUGCCCUCCUUGCCUGGACCAUGAGUUUUGGUGGGCGGCCCUCUCUUGGCAGGUUUGUUGUGGUGCCAUAUUCUUUCCAUUUUUUAAUAAUGGAUUUAAUGGUGCUCCGUGGGAUGUUCAAAGUUUCAGAUAUUUUUUUAUAACCCAACUCUGAUCUGUACUUCUCCACAACUUUGUCCCUGACCUGUUUGGAGAGCUCCUUGGUCUUCAUGGUGCCGCUUGCUUGGUGGUGCCCCUUGCUUAGUGGUGUUGCAGACUCUGGGGCCUUUCAGAACAGGUGUAUAUAUACUGAGAUCAUGUGACAGAUCAUGUGACACUUAGAUUGCACACAGGUGGACUUUAUUUAACUAAUUAUGUGACUUCUGAAGGUAAUUGGUUGCACCAGAUCUUAUUUAGGGGCAUCAUAGCACGCACCACUUUUUUUUAUUUUUUGAAACAAGUUAUUUUUUUUCAUUUUACUUCACCAAUUUGGACUAUUUUGUGUAUGUCCAUUGCAUGAAAUCCAAAUAAAAAUCAAUUUAAAUUACAGGUUGUAAUGCAACAAAAUAGGCCAAGGGGGAUGAAUACUUUUGCAAGGCACUGUAUAUGUGUGUGUGUAUAUACAGUACCAGUCAAAAGUUAGGACACACCUACUCAUUCCAGGGUUUUUUCUUAAUUUUUACUAUUUUCUACAUUGUAGAAUAAUAGUAAAGACAUCAAUACUAUGAAAUAACACAUAUGGAAUCAUGUAGUAACCAAAAAAGUGUUAAACAAAUCUAAAUAUAUUUUAUAUUUGAGAUUCUUCAAAUAGCCACCCUUUGCCUUGAUGACAGCUUUGCACACUCUUGGCAUUCUCUCAACCAGCUUCACCUGGACUGCUUUUCCAACAGUCUUGAAGGAGUUCUCACAUAUGCUGAGCACUUGUUGGCUGCCUUCCUUCAUUCUCUCUCUCUCUGUUUCCUUUCAGAUCGGCCACAUUGAAGGGCACCUGGAGAGGAAAGGAGUGUUCCCAAUGUCCUUUGUCCACAUCCUGAGUGACUGACAGCCAGACGAGGCUUGCACUAACCCCCCGCCCUCACCCUUAGAAGUACCCCUGUACUGUAAAUAGCUACUGUAACAACCUGACGUGAAACCAGUGUUCUAAAGAAAAAAACGCAAUGUAGAAGCCCAAGUAGGCUCCACUAGCCACUGGAUGCUGAGCACAUCCAUGUUGUAAAUAAAAAUGUGUGUAUUUUUCCUCUUUCCAGUAUUAUCUUAACCUUAGAGCACGGCCUAUGGCUGCCGUAGCCACGCUUACCCUAAAGUGUGUUUAUGCUGUUACUGUGUAUAUAUGUAUGUAAAUAUAUUUGUGUGUGUGUGUAUAUACAUGUUUUAUUGUACAAACAUGUAGAAGCAUACGUGUUCUCUGCCUGCCAGAUAACCAAGUAUCAGGGCAGCUGUGUUUGAAUUUUAUCUGUAAUCAUUUUACUGGUCAUCAUUGCUUGCAUUUCUGGAGAAGGCCAAAUAUGAAGGAAUGGGAAAGAGCUCAUGUCACUAGACUAUCCCCGUUUCCUCAUCCUACACCACGUUAGACUGGAGGCACAAUCCCAUACUGGAGAUUGUCUCCCACUGAAACCUACCAUGAUAACUUAUGAUUAAAUAUGUAUUCCUUGUUCUUGCUCACUUUGUGUACAUGUAUUCUGAUUGUUUUACAGUAUUGACACCUGCUGCUACUGUAUGGUGGGAUAUCAGAAACCCCACAGGUCACCAGUAGUAGACUCCUUAACACUGUCACUCUGUCAAGUCAUCUUCACUAUG
Messenger RNA from Coregonus sp. 'balchen', 49118 nucleotides. The record is from the annotation of a GenBank genome assembly. Lineage: Eukaryota; Metazoa; Chordata; Actinopteri; Salmoniformes; Salmonidae.